Messenger RNA from Pelobates cultripes (western spadefoot toad), 69578 nucleotides. The record is from the annotation of a GenBank genome assembly. Lineage: Eukaryota; Metazoa; Chordata; Amphibia; Anura; Pelobatidae.
GUGGCAGUGUAAACACAGCGAUAAGGAUUCUAGAACACUCAGUGCUGGAUACAUUGACUGGACAAUAGGCAGUGGAUACAUUGUGUAGGAGAUGAGUGGAUGGGAGCCAGUCACUGCUCCUUCUGCCAAUCACAGCCAGUCCCUCCCCAGCCUGCUCUGCUCCCUUCAAUACAGCUCAAUGAGAGGAACUCACAGUUACCGGGCACAGUUCUGGAACUCAGCAGGUGAGAGGAUACCUUGCUCAGCCCCUGUCUGCACCCCACGACUAAGGUAAGUACUCACAAUGGCUUGUUUGGAUAGGGAGAUAGGUGGCUGUGAGCACAACGUGGGUUAAACUCUAUAUUGUCCUAGGGCUCAUCAGGUUAACUGGCAUGACAUCAGGGGACCUCUAACUCACCGUAUUGCUACUUUUGGAAUACAACUCUUAUCAUGCCCAUCCAAAUGCUGGUUACAGGUGAUGAGAGAUGUACUAAGGGGGAUACCUGUAGACAAUUGGAUAUAUAGACCCUCACUCAGAAAAAGAUCUGCAGUGAGAAACUAUGAACAAUCCAGAUUAUUUUAAGUAAAUACAUUAAAUACUAAUAUUAAUACUUCUUGAUUAAGGUAAUCUUUAUAAGGGAAAAAAAAACAACAUUAAAAGUUGUAGAUGUUUAACUAUUGAAUGUGAAGCAUUUAUAAGUGCAGUCAGAAAUUUUACUUUGUAUUGUUUACUAAUUAUAGAAAUGGUGAGAUUAUGGGUGAUUUUUAGUGUUGUUAACUAGAUACAUUAGUUCCUUGUUAAGGGUGCCAAGUUCAAUGCACAUCUAAAAUGAGUCAUUAUUUUCUCCUCCCCCACCCCCCUUCCCUCUCUAUUCUCUACACAACACUAUGCCUGUCUUUUAUAGUUAUUGACUUUCUGUGAUUUCUUUGUCAACGUUUUUCAGAUGGUUUUUAGAAGUGUAUAUAGCUCAACUUCAAAACCUGUGGCAUAUAUACCCUAGGUGCUGCUCACUUUAAACUGGUAUAGGAUAUGUUCAGUACCAAUUCAAUUUCAGAUUAUCCACCAAUAAUAUUUGAUAUUGUAUUCAGGGAGCUUGUUGAAUGCAAGAUUGACAGAUGGGAUGCAGCAAAUCUAUUAUUGGCAGUAGCAGUUGCUCUGUAUGACACUUGCUGUUGGGAAAUAUAUGAAAAGAGCUGACCCAUUGUAGCAUUAAUAUGCUGAAUGGGAGGGCUGUUAAUCAGGUUGGUUCUUUUGGGAUGCCAGUUUGAUCAAGUCACCAGCCCUCCUGCAGCAUAUGUAUUCCACGUAUCAGAAGACCAGAACUUUUCAUGCACUGCCAUACUGUUUGUUAAAAAGAUAGAUGUCCAGGAAUAUAAGGUAGAUCUGUCAACCCAAAUUUGAAGAUCGUUAAAAAAAAAACCAAAAACUGCAAACACUGAGCUAUGUUAUAGGGAAUAUUGUAUUAUUUGCAUUAAAUGUAAUAAGAGUCACUGAUACAUAGCAUUAUGUAAAUAUUGUGUUUCUAAAUAGAAUUCUACUGUUUGCAGACGAUGGGUGUUUUGGUAAUAAUUGCAUGUUUAGAUGGUGCCACUUUGACUGGUUCCUUUAUAGGAAGAUCUUGUGCCUCGGGUUGGCUUAGGAUAAACAGAGCGCAGAUGUCAAGCUAUAUUGGCUGUAUCUGAGAACCAGACUCACCAGCUGUAAGCAGCACAUCUGUUUUGAAUUUUUAUAAAGAGAUUCUGCUGAUGUAUAACCUUUGAGCCAAAGUACGAAUCCAGCAGGGAUUAUAUGAUCUGUGUGACUGUCUGAGAAUCCUAAAUGACAAUCAGGGGAAUGGGGAGGGGAGGGUAACAAAAGAAUAUCAUAGAAUUAAAUACCGGUUAGAUGUCUUGGAGUUCAAAUUCAAUUAUAAAACAAAUCUUGGGUAUGCCUCCCGCAGAGUAUGAUGUCCCCAACCAGCACAUACAUGGUUGUCGAGAGCAUUGGACAAUUAAUGGAGAAGACCUUUGCCACAAAGAGUGCUGCUUACUAGUGCACCUUGCUUCAUUACCACUAGGGGAUGCCAUACUACCAAUCCCUUGUGAUUGGCUGACUUUAUUUCAAUAGUAUAGACAAUAAAAUGGAAAACUUAGCAUUGAUUAAACUGAAAUAUUAUCUUGUCGGAUACAUUUCCCUAUUUGGCUCUCUUGUGCCGUGCCUUGGAACCAAGGGGCCAGUUAUAACAUUGUGAUGUGUGUAUUUUUCAAGACUAGCUUGUGAUAUUGCCAUUUUCAUUAUUAAUCGACUGUCUCUAUAUCUGAGAUUAAUGGAGGUUUCGUCCAACAAAAUCCAGAGAGCCAAAUGUGGGCCUAAACCCUACGUAAUAUUUAUUAUUUUUUGCUGUUGUACAGCUCUGCUGAUUGUUGGGGCUCUAUAAAAAUGCUAAUAAUGUUUGUUUUUCCACUUGUUGCUGAUCACCCUGACAAGUAUAGUGCUAAAAGAAAGAACAGACUGUUUUGUUGGCAAGACAUAAAAAAGGGAAUUGGGGGCACACCCAGAACAUGCAUUUCUCAACACUGGUGCUGCUGUAGAGACCAAAAUGUAUGCAAAAUAAAGCAGGGGUGCCAAAUGGGUAGAUCCCCAGAUGUUGUAGAACUACAACUCCGUUGAUGCUUUGCAUGCCUUUUAGAAUGCAUUUACAAUUACAAAGAAUCAUGGAAGCUGUAGUUUUAACAUAUCUACCUUUUGGGCACCCUUAAAAUUUAGACUAAGAAACAGCGCACACACAAAACAAACACAGUUUUAACUUUUACAAGGCUGCUUAAAACCACCUAUCACAGCAGAGACAUAUGGGAUUCAUAUGGGAUUCGAUAUGCUGGAACUGAAUCCCCAUAUUUGUUUGCUGAGAUAGAUGAUUUUAAGUAGCCUUGUACAAUUUAAAACUGUAUUUUGGUGCGCGCUGUUCCUCAAUCUGUGUUGUCACCACUGCGGCAACUGCACCGCGACACUGCCGAUAUUUAAGCUGAGAACAUCAAGGAGUUAAUAUAGGCCUGGCUGUAAAGGCCGUUGCUACAUAGUGACUGUCGGAGUUUGUGUUUGUUUUGGUUUUGUUCUGGGGAGGAGUUAGUAGCGAUGACCAGCUGCGCAUAUCACCAUGUGUUCGAUUUGCUGUUCUCAGCUUCCAAACAUGACUCAGCAUUCACACACAGUUGUCCUCUGGCCGCCACUCGUGCUGCUCACAGAAACCCUUUCACAAUAAACACACUGCUGUUUGAGUUGUGUUUUUGUUUUGUUUUUUUUUUCCCGACUGCCAAGGUCUCAGUGUAUAAUUGGAUAUAUACAGCAUUGCAUUCUGGGCUGCAUAAACAAAAUGUCAAAGACGUAUGGACCAGCCUUUUUGUUGCACAACGCCAAAAAAGGUACUUUUUGAGAACCACAACUUUCAGAAACAUCAUUUCUGCAAUUUGUUUCAAUUUUUUCGUAAUAGCAGCCAAGCUGAAGAAGAAGGAUUUGCUCCUGUUCCUUAUAAUUAUCUCACUGUUACAUGAAUUUAAAUUUAAGGGUAAAGUUGCCAAGCAAAUAUUUUCCUGUUGUCUUUUUGAUUAGAAAUUGUCCUGUUCUAUCUUUUUUGGUUACAAAUUUGCACUUCCCUUGUAUAUUCUCAACAAUCCCCAUUUUAGUGAGUUCGUUUAACAUGACUGCAAUCCAGAAUUCUCUGGACUCCAAUGAUACAGAAGUGGUCAAAACAGUUAUGUCACCCUAAACAUAACAUUUAAAAAAAAAUCUGUUUCUGUUCCUCACUCCUAAACUGUUUUUUUUUUUUUUUUUUUCGAUCGUCUUCCCAUAUAAUAGGGACUACUUUGCCUUCUGUAUUUUUCUUCCACUUCACAAGAAGUGGACCUUCCUUUGUCAAGUAGUUAUAGCUGGGGGAAUAAGGCAUUUUCUCACUCUAUGCGUGACAAUAACUAUGGUGGCGUGGCUGCAGUGUUUUGCUGUACUCUCGCACAGACGGAUGUGGGCUCCCGGUGGUUAAAUUGCCAAUAGCUGAAGGAAGAAGAUGGUGACAUCUAUGGGGGACAUCAUGAGGUAAGUAUAUCUAGCCCUGGACCACCACACACAAAACAGCAAUGUCUUCAUCUGGGUUCUUGGAAAAAUAGUGUGUGCCUGGCACUCAUGGCACAGCAAACAGAAUGUAAUUUAAAUUUACUUCCAACAUAUUGUUUUUUCCAGUCACCAUGCGAGUGCACGCUCGCAUAUAGUGCUUUGGAAGAAAUUUUUCAGCACACAUGCACUCGUACUGCAUUUCUUUGCAGAUGCCGAGGUGCGUGAAUGUACCGAUUGCAUCAUGCUGCAAUGAAGCUGCCUUCAUAAUUGCCUCACUGCACGAUUCAAGUGCACUUAAAGUGGAUCUGUCACUAUCGUUUGUUUUUAUAUAUUUUGCCAAGGCCGCAAAGGUGAUCUCUUCAAUUAUGGUCCAGUGGCCGUAGGGUACAAUGAAGGAUAAGUUUGCUUACCAAAGCUGUUCCUUUGCAGCUGCCCCCAUUCUUGUCCUGGGGACCCUCUUUAGCUCCUGGUGAGACCACAGAAGCCUCUAUAGUUAAUGUCUCGUGAUGAGCGAAACCAUGCCUGAAUCCCAUAGCAAUCACUUGUGAUGGACGAAGGUUGUCGGCGGAGCUCCACCUUUUGUCAACCUCAGACUUUACUGUAAGACAAAGUAGUCAAUACUUUUACUUAUGGUAUCUUUGGAAUGCUUUGGAAUUUCAAUGAUAUCCCAACGCAUUUCAACAUCAGUAUUUUGUAAUGAUAUCUUUAGGAAAAACUCAGAAGCGAUAGAGCCGCUUUAAUAUUCCAAUUGGGAGGGGAAACCCAUUUGGUUACACACUAUAGUUAAAUAAAAUACAUUUUAAAAAUGGAGUGGUAUCCUAUCCCCUUUGAAUAUAAGCCUGAAUUGGGAUCCAGGGAGAGAGUCAACUUGCAAGUAACCCCAUCCUCUUAGACGUAAGUAUAAUGAAAGGUCCUGAGGAACUGCAAUAUGUAGGGGCAGGGCCGCCGUCAGAAAAUUUGGGGCCCCUAACACAGCUCAAGGUCUGGGCCCCCCUUCAAGCCCGCCUCCAAAUCCCGCCCACAGGAAUACACACACACUAACAGAUACAAAUACUGAAACAGACAUUCACACAUGCAUAGGGAGAUACUGACACACACACACACACACACACACACAUAUACAUGCAGACAUACAUACUGACAAACGUACAUACAUACACAUACUGCAUACUUAUAUAUACAUAUAUACAUACAUACACACACUGGUAUACAUACAUACAUACAUACACUGGCAUACAUACAUACAUACACACUGGUAUACAUACACUGGUAUACAUACAUACACACACUGGCAUACAUACACACACUGGUAUACAUACAUACACACACUGGCAUACAUACAUACAUACAUACACACACUGGCAUACGUACAUACUCACAUACAUAUAUACACACACCUCAUUUUCAGCCUUACAAUUUCGUCACAGGAGGGUGGCUGGGGAUGAUGUGAGUUGGCUUCCUCUCCUCGCGGCCUUCAUGCUUUCUCUCUGCCUUCCUGCGUGGAGUAAACUGGAAGUGACCGGAUGCCACUUCCUCCCAGCAGUACUUGCUUUCCGGCUGCAUUUUUUUAAAGGGGCCCGGUCGCGCUAUUACAGCGCUGACCGGGCCCCUGAAGAUAAUAGGGCCCAUUAGGUGGCCCUAAAUGCUUGGGCCAUCUGAUGGGCCCCAUCAGCGUGUGGGCCCCGGUGCAGAUGCACUGAUACACGUGGGGCCCGGGCCCCCCUGUGUAGGUGGACCUGCAUAGUGGUUUCUUUGACCCAUUUUUUGCGGGUGAACCAGUAUUGUAUUAGCCACAGGCAGAAUAGGCCUAUUGUAACAGUGUGGAGGGGGCAGCAGGAUCCUUCUCAAGCCAAACGUAAGGAAUACUCAGAUUUUAUUGAGCUAUUCCAUUAUUGUUUUAUUAUCUCCAUUUUAUAUGCCACUUCAUCGUUAACGGAAAUAUUUGUACUAGCAGAACUGCAAACCAUUUCCCAACUUGUCAGUUUGGGCCUUAAUUUUGCAGUUUGUUUGCCAACGCAAACAUGAAUCAUGAUUUAGUGAAUAAACAUAUAUAGAAUUCUUUUUUUAGUACACUUUAUCGGAUAAUCUCAUAGAAGGACAUGUCCCACCACAUCCAGUUUUUAUAACACUACAUAAAAAUCUAAAUAUAUUACACUGUGUGCUGCUUGGAUAUCUUUUAGUGACGUCCAGGCACAUGUAUCAAAAUGUAUAAAAACUAUUUAUUGCAUGCACAUCAAUUAAAACUAGCAAAGGACACUACAAUGUUUGUAAAAUAUUUAACAACAUGCAGUUUGGCAACAUAAACCGCAAGAAAAACAUUUGCAACAUUUUCGAGGCUUAAAGGGACAACUCAGGCUAUUCAUUAACUACUAGGUAAUGUAUCAAACAGUAUGCAAAUAAAUACAUUUUACAAAUGUUAAAUUAUUAAAGGGAAAAUCUUUCCUCUGGAAGAUCCAGUGUUUACUGGAAUUUCUCAGGAUUUGCAGCUUCCCACCGCAAGCUUUGCCCAGACUAAAAAGUAGCUGACACUUUUCAGCCAAUCCUAGCCAGGCCUUUAUGGCAGAGCUAAGUAUAUCCCAUGAGCCCCAGCUGAGGGGAUAUGUUCUGUUAAUAAAUGUAAUUUGCAACGGGUUUUGUUUUGUUUGUAGCUGUCUUGUAUAAAUGAAAGCUGGUUGUUAAAGGGGUACUCCAGUCACCAUAACAACUUAAUCUAAAUAAAGUUGUUAUGGUGCCACAAGGCUCCUGGGCCUACUCUUGCCUUAAGGAGUUAAACCUGAGCUUCCAGCGCCGAUCCUUAGGCGACAUCCGGCUUCUCAAACUCCGUUUCAGGGUCACCGUUGAUUGGCUGAGAGGGGUCAGCUGACACUCACAGCCAACAAUGACUCACCAUUCAUAAAACUGGCUUGAUAAAGGUACAUUUCUCUUCAAGUCAGUUUUAUGAAUGGGGAGUCAGCUGAGAGCGUCAGCUGAUUGCUCUCAGCCAAUCAGCGAUGCCCCUGCCCGGUGGCACUCCCACUUCCUGAAACAGGACGCCAAAUGGUGCACCUGAGGAUCGGCGCUUUAAAGCCUGCUGGCACCAUAACAACUGCAUUCAGAUGAAGUUGUUAUGGUGCCUUAACUGUCUCUUUAAUUCACCGCAACUCAUUAAAGCGAAGUUGUUUUUUUUUUUCUCUUUAUGAUUAUACUCCCCUCCUUACCACUUGCCUUUGUUUAUAUUUAUCUUUUCUUCCUUGUGCCGGAUCUCAAUAUCUGGGAGCAGCCAUUUUGUUCUCCUCUGUCCAUGAUGUCUGCAGUUUGCUCAUUGUGGGAUUUAUUGUACUGGUGGAAUGUGGGUAAAUUUGUUUGGUAACUGAAACCAUUGUCAGGUUUUGUCAACCCGACUGCUAUACAUGAGGAAAAGCAGUCCAUACUUUUAUUUAUAUAUUCAAUAAAAACUAAAGUGCUCAGCAACCCAAUAAAAACAGAGUCCAACACAAGAAGCAAUGAAGAAACAGAUAAGAUGACAUUUAUUUUUGGGUGCAUAGCCACUUUAUGAAAAUUAACUCCUUAGGAUGCCGGUACAUCUAGUUGGCUGGUCUAUGUAACAGUGUUUUAGGAAUCUUACUUAUAAAUAUGUAAUCUGAUUUAAUUUGUGUAUUAAAAAAAAAGUAUAGAGAAUUCAAACCUUGGUUUAGUAACGUUAUAUAAUCAAGCAUAAAACUGAGCCCAGAUAAGCAGCCUCAUAUUACUACACAGAUAAACAUAUACACCAUGUUUUUGACAAAUUACUUCCAAUAAAAUUUGCAGGAGUGUGCAGUUAUUCACUUAUUUUCCCAGGAAACACCCCAAGUUGAGGAACACACUAUAGUUUGAUGCAGAAUACAGUAAAGAGAUAUUAAUCUGACGAUCACUUCCUCUCUUGUUACUGUUGUAAAUAUACUUUGCCGGUCAUGUGAGGUUACUAAACCAGGCAGCGUGUGAUCGAGGUCUGCACACACCACUUUCUCACAGUUCUGAGUGGAUGUAUCAGACUCCCAAUUAUAUAUAGGUAUGUUUAUUAUGUUGUGUAUCAUGAAAGGCUAGCAGAAGGAAACUUGUGUUAUGGUCUCAAUCAGAGGAUUAUAUCCUGUUUUAGAGAUACCAUAAGGCGAUUUAGAAAAUCUUAGCCAAGUGUCUCUUAAUUCAGUUUUCUUACGCAAUAUGCUUCAAUAUCAGAGGGUUUGUGGUGUAUAUGAGGAUUUGGUACAUUCUACUUGCUAGCAGCUGGGGGGCAGCGGGCCAGGGCAGCCCUCGAAGGCAUUGAGAUUGUAGGCCACAAGCCCAAGCACAGGGCUAGCAAAGUUCCUGCAGUAGUUUGCCAACAAUCAGCCCAGUGUAUUUCCAGCUGAUUUUAAUCGGGGCAAGAAUAAUGCUUUGAUAGUCGUCCACAUUCCACUAUAUGCUGGCUACCCUCCCCAGGCUACAGAUAGCCAUCACCUUGAUACCUGAGUGUGAUGGGAGUUACAGAAAACCUCACAUAGUAAUGAAAAUGUGAGAGCUGACAUAUUUAAAAAGUGUGUGAUUUUAUUAAAUUACUCAAAUAAACAUUUCCUGGCCAAGGGCUAGUUUUGGCCUAACGUGUUGGUAUUUUUUAAUGUUACUUAUGCGUUAUAUCACCACCUGUACUAUUUCAAGUUGCUUUUCACAGUUCAGUCUACUUGCCUAUUUCCACCAAAUUUAACUGGAAAUAUUCAUUCUUUGAUAACUAACUCAAGCCACUGUAUACUUUGUUGCUUCUUGACUGUUUUGGCAAACAAAGGUCCUAGAUUAGCAAUCAGUGCACUGAAGCAAUCAAUGUUAUUGUAUAGUUUGUAACUGUCCCAACCGACCUCUAUGUUGCUGUAUAGAUGUAGUAACAUGAGUUUUACUAAAAUUGGAUACAACAGUCUCCAGCAACAUGAGCUAAAUGUAGUAUUGUGACACACCUGUUAAUUACUGAAUUCAGGUGUGUCAGUCAGACCCAUUGCCACAGGUGUAUAAAAUCAAGCACGUAGCCAUGCAGUCUGCGUUUACAAACAUAUGUGAAAUAAAUGUCAUAAACGUCUCUGCUGGUGUAAUGGUCAGGUGUCCCAAUACUUUUGUCCAUAUAGUGUAGAUACUGCUGUCACUCAAGAAAAAACAAGGUCCAUACAGCCUCUUUUAGUUCCUAUUCUGGUAUUCGAGCCACUCAUCCCUAUCAGUCCUGGGAAGAAGGAAACAAUAUGUGCUGUUAAAGGACCACCAUAGGCACCCAAACCACUUCAGCUCAAUGAAGUGGUCUGGGUGCCAGGUCCCUCUAGUUAUAACCCUGCAGCUGUAAACAUAGCAGUUUCAUAGAAACUGAGGGUUAAUUAAGCCUCUAGUGGCUGUCUCACUGACAGCCACUAGAGGCGCUUCCGCUAUUCUCACUGUGAAAAUCACAGUGAGAAGACGUUGACGUCCAUAGGAAAGCAUUGAGUGAUGCUUUCCUAUGGGUGUUUUUAACGCGCAUGUGGACGCGCAUGUGCAUUCGGCUCUACUCAGGAGCCAACGUUUGAGGGGGAGGAGAGGUCACCAGCGCCGAGGGAUCCCGGUGCGGGUUAAAGGUAAGUGGCUGAAGGGGUUUUAACCCUUUCAGCCCAGCGGGAGGGGGACCCUGAGGGUGGGGGGGACCUAAGGACUACAUAGUGCCAGGAAAAUGAGUUUGUUUAAGGCCCUUGUGAUGCAGGAGAUGGACUAUUGUGUCCUACCUGACCACUCUACAUUUUGGAUUGUCUCUAAACUGAGAGAGCGGUAGUAUAUAGGUCUGUGCCAGCCACAUUGCCAGCCACAUUGCUCUUGUUCACACAAUUUGUAGGAAAAAUAUGUGGAAAAGAUGUUCAGUAUUUAAGGGGACCAUUAACCAUUUCUUCCUACUUAAUAAUUUGUAUUAUUUAAUAUGCUUACAUCGUAAUUUGUCUUUUUCUCCUAAAAUUCAAUCAUGCAUUUUGUUUUAAAUAGUUUUUAUUGUCAUCACAAUGUAGAUGCGGAUAUCAAACAUAUUACUGUAAAAGCAUAUGGUCGCCUACGCAGAGGCGUAUAUAUUGAAACAGGUAAACUGAACAGGUGCAGUUAUUUUAAUUGGGUAGGUGUGUACUCUGCGAACUUAAAGACAUGUUGUCUGGGCGAGUAGAACCUAGUGUGGUUUGGGUUUGUGUAGUUGUCUUGUGUUAGCUGGUUUGUGUAGUUGCCUUGUGCUAACUGGUUUGUGUAGAUGCUUUUUGUUAGCUGGUUUGUGUAGUUGCCUCGUGUUAGCUGGUUUGUGUAGUUGCCUCGUGUUAGCUGGUUUGUGUAGUUGCUUUGUGUUAGUUGGUUUUUGUAGUUGCCUUGUGUUAGCUGGUUUGUUUUAAAUAUGUUUUUAUUUCACAUGUGUAAUCAUAGCAUAUAUAUCACGUUUAGUCAUUUUGGUGCCUGCGCAGAGGCACUGCGUAUCGUACAUCUGGUAUGAACUUGUACAUGUUUAGCCAUCUGGUGCGACCAUUGCAAUAGUAUAUUGUUCCCAGCAUCUAGGUGGCUAGUGCCAAUAUCUGUGCUGAUAUUGGCAUUGCCACCUGUUCAUAUUUGCGUUGAGUAGUGAGAGCGUUUUUGUGGCUCAAUGAUUACACGUAUGUGUGAUCAUGUCGGUGUAGUGUUGAUGCAUUUGUGUAGUUCAAUACGGAUGGUUUAUUGGUUUAUGACUGCAUCUUACCAGGCGGGGCUGGCUCUGUCUUGGUGAUGGUGUAUGCGUCUCUGGGUAGUGUCACAGUAGUUGAAGGGCUGUGCAUCCACGUAUGUUGCGUGUGUAUUCUAUGGUUCUUCUCCCGUUUGGUGGGGUUUGGGUGUCUCUGUCUGAAGCAUCUGUCGCGAGUCUUGGUGUUCUGGUGGGUAGCGUAUUGGGUUGUGCACUUAUCUGAAUCGAAUGUUAUGUAGUCAGUAGGGGUUUUGUUUAUGUUCGCACGUCUGCAUGCAUGUGUGUCUCCGUCUAGGGGGUAUGUUCGUGUGAAGCACGCUUCAGGAACUUGGGUGGGACGAAAGAGAGAGAGAGGAAGAAGAAGGAGAAGAGAAAAAAAAAGAGAGAAAAAAAGGGGGGAGGGCAGAAGGGGAGGUGGCUUGGGGGCAGGUGGGUAUCUUAGCCAUCCGGUCAUUCUUUAUCUCCUGUCCCUUUUCCGGGGAACCCCGCUCCGCCGGUGCCCCAGGUGGUCUCCUUUCACACGCCUCCCGUGUGCUCCUCCCGGUGUUCAGAUGCAUUCAAGAGCGUCACAAAGUCAUCCGAGGCGAUGUGUCUUAGCCAGUAGAACCAUCUCUGUAUAUGUUUCUCUUUUGCGUUUGCUGUCGUUGCCUUCAGGUCCUCGAAUUUCCAGGUGUCUUCCACCUCCUCCACCCAACGCCUGAGUGAGGGGGUGCGUGGUUGCCUCCAGAAGAUUGGGACUGUUGCUUUCGCUGCAUUGAGGAGCCUCAGUAUCACUGAUCGUUUAUAUGCUGGCGCGGGUAUUGUUCUAUAGUGUAGUAGAAAAGGUGCUGGUGUCAUCGGGAUGUUUUUGUCUGUAGUUUCGUUGAUCACUCGACCCAAUGUCUCCCAAAACAGCCGGAUGAGGGAGCAGUCCCACCAUAGGUGGAGAAAUGACCAAGUCUCCAUUCUACAUCACCAGCACGUGUUUGGUUUCGAGCUGUUCCUAGCAUGUAGGUCCUCUGGGGUGAUGUACCAUCUUGUAAAUACUUUAUACGAAUUUUCUUGGAGCCUUGCUGAUCCUGGGGUCUUCUGGGUGAGUGUAAUGAUUUUAUCCCAGUCUGCGUCCGUGAGUGUUACGUCCAGGUCUUAUUCCCAGCGCCUGCUGCACGGUGGUGCAAGAAGGGGAUCGAGCGUGCAUAUCGCUGUAGUUGUUCCCUUGCUAUAGUGUGUAGGAAGGUGUGCCUUUGGUCUGGAAACAGGUCUGCAAUUGGCUUUAUUGUGCAAGGGGGUGUGAGUAUGUCCAUCAUUCAGGGUAUUGCGAUGUUGGUCCUCAAUCUCAGGGUGGGGCCCAUGUCUCCUGCCGGGAAAUCAGGGUUUCCCCUGAGGGGGAGUAGAGGGCUCGGGUUGGUAGUAAGAUAGUAUUUGGGGCCGUUUUGAUGCCAGAUGCGGAGGGUGGCUUUCACAAAUGGAUUUGCGUGUUGGGUGCAACGGCUAGCUUCUUGUGUGAGCCACGGCAGGGCUCUAAGGUCGCAAUCAGAGCUAUCUGCUUCUAGUUGAACCCAUAGUUUGUCUCUUGGUGUUGUCGACCAACCGAUGAUUCUGGUGAGGUGGGUUGCAAUGUAGUACUUCCUGAAUUCGGGAAGAGCCAGUCACCCUUUGAGUUUAGGGAGUGUCAGUUGGGAGUGGGCUAUUCGGGGGGACUUGCCCUUCCAUAUGAAGUGACGGACAGCCGCUUGAAAGGAUGUAAAAAAGCUCUUCGGCACUGCAACAGGUAUUGUUUGGAAGACGAAUAAGAAUUUAGGGAGUAGGGUCAUCUUCACCACGUUGAUGUGGCCUAGCCAUGAUAUGUAAUAGGUGUUCCAGACUUGAAGUUCAGCCUGCGCGCAGGGCCGGCCUUAGGCAAUUAGGCGCCCUGUGCAAAAAGUCUUCACGGCGCCCCCCCCCACCUCCCACCAAGUUGCCUGAAUACAGUAACACACACAGGCACCGGGGACGUGUGUAUCACGAGGCAAACAAGGCAUCUGCCUUGGGCGCCACUUUGCAGGGGGCGGCAAAAAAAAGCAUCCCUCCAAACCCCCAGGCAGAUCCCUUGCUUGCCUCGCAUCCUGGGGGGCUCAAGAGCUGACCGGCUGGCCACUUUUGAGCCCCCCCAAGGCUGGCAGCGGGCAGCGAAGGAGCAUACUCACCUGAGCUCUUCCUGCUCAGCUUCCUCUGCGCCGCUUAAUGAAGCCGGGAGCCAGAAUAUGACGUCAGUCCGGCUCCCGGCAUCACUAAGCGCUGCUUACUCAGCCUGUGCGCCCCCUGCCUGCCUGCCCAGCAGCCACACUGGACUGCUGGUAAGAAAUCCACUCCAGCUUUCCCAGGGAGGCUGGGUGGAUUUAAAAUAAAUGUAAAAAAUAUUAGUUUGUGAGUGUUAGUGGAAAUGUCUGUGUGUGUGUCUGUGAGUGUUUAUUUUGAAGUGAAUGUGUGUGUGUGUGUGUGUGUGUGUGUGUCUGUAAGUGUGUAAUUGUGUGUGUCUGUAAGUGAAUGUGUGUGUGUCUGUGAGUGAAUGUGUGUGUUGGUCAGUGAGUGUAUAUGUGUCAGUCAGUGAGUGUGUAUGUGUCAGUCAGUGAGUGUGUAUGUGUCGUCAGUGAGUGUGUAUGUGUCGUCAGUGAGUGUGCGUCUGUCAGUGAGUGAGCGUCUGUCAGUCAAAGUGCGGCCUUGACAGGAAGGGGUGGGGGAAAUUUAAACUCGGUUACAGGCAUGUACACACACACUCAGUUAAAGGCAGUCACACAUACAGGCACAGGCCCAAACAAUGGCACAGCUACAGCGACACACACAGACAGACAGUCACAUAGGCAGUCACACACACAGACAGACACACAGUAACACACACAUAGACAGUUAUACACACACAGGCAGGCAGUCACACAGAUAGAAAGUCACACACACAGGCAGGCAGUCACACACAGACAGAUAGUUACAGACAGACACACACAGGCAGGCAGGCAGUACAGGCAGUCACACACACAGGCAGUCACACACACAGACAGUCACACAGACAGACAGUCACACACACAGGCAGUCACACACACGGGCAGUCACACACACGGGCAGUCACACACACGGGCAGUCACACAGACAGACAGUCACACAGACAGUCACACACACAGGCAGUCACAUACAUGGGCAGUCACACAGACAGACAGUCACACACACAGACAGUCACACACAGGCAGGCAGUCACACACAGAGACAGUCACACACACACACAGAGACAGACAGUCACACACACACACACACACAAGGACAGGCAGUCACACAGACAGUCACACACACACACACACACAGACAGUCACACGCACACAGGCAGGCAGUCACACAGACAGACAGUCACACACACACACAGACAGACAGUCACACAAACAGGCAAACAGUCACACACACACACUUACCUCUUUCCAGUGGAUGCAGUUGGCUGAUGGGGAAGCAUCUUUCCCUCUUCCUGUACAGCAGGGGCUUCGGGAGGUAUUAGCCCCGUCUCCGCCUCUCGAUAAGCCCCGCCUCCGCCGCUCGGUAAACCCCGCCCCCUCUGCCGCGAUUUUUUUUUUUUUUUUUUUAAAUAGACCCGGGUGGAGAACAAUUAAUCCUCCAGCCAGGUACCUCUUUUAGCUCCCCUGCACUCCGGCCAUGAGUGAGCUGUGUCGGCCACAGGGCGCCCCCUGUUCCAUGGCGCCCUGUGCGGUCGCACAGCUCGCACACCCCUAAGGCCGGCCCUGCCUGCGCGGUCUUGAGAAGUGGUAGGAAGUUGUGAUGUUAUAGGUCCGCCGGGUUCGGUGUGAGCCAUACCCCUCGGUACCGCAUCUUGGUGGUGCACCAGCAGAAGGGAAAGCAGCAUCUGAGCGUCUGCGUUUGGGUGUGUCUAACAUUGAGAUUCAAGAUUUCUGAUUUGGUGUAGUUUAUGCUUAAGUUGGAGACGUUGCCGUAGGUCUCGAAUUCAGUUAUGAUCGUGUGCAGCGUCGUGGCCGGAUGUUUUACAAUGAAGAGAAGGUCAUCUGCAUAUGCCAGGACUUUGUGUUGUGAUCGGCCUAUACUGAGUCCGCGGAUCGCCUCGUUGCCUCUGAUGUUAUUAAGGAAUGGCUCUAGGAUUAGUGCAAAGAGCAGGGGGGAUAGGGGGCAUCCCUGGUGUGUUCCGUUGCGGAUGUGGACAAUCAUGCAUUUUGUACCCCCUCUUCAACCUACUUUUUUACACAUCUUCUCAAUCCUAUAAAUCUCCCUUUUCUACAUCCAUAAAUUCUAAGUUCCAAUCACAAUGUGCCCAAACCACUUAUCCUUCUUAUUUUUCGCUUGGGUUUCCCCCCAUCAUUUUUUUUCUAUUUUACUUUGUUUUUUCUUAUUCCAAACUGGACUUGGCUUACUUUUGGUAAUUCAGGCAUUGUUGAAAAUUCCCCUGACACCAGAUAGUCUAUUGUAGUGGUAAAUAUUAGUUACAUAAACAUGAGCCUAGUCUCACUUUCCUGCCUUAUUGUGUCUGUCUGUUUUCUGGCAAUCUAUGCAAGGGCAGAUCUUCUCAUCUCACUCUGCAUAACCGCAGCAUUAAGAACUCUGGUUUAUGAUGUUCUAAACAAUGACCCUAAAUCAGGGGUGCCCAAAGGUAGAUCCCCAGAUGUUCUAAAACCACAGCUUCCAUGCAGCUUUGCAAUUCUAAAGGCAUUCCAAAGGCAUUCAAAAGCAUCAUGGGAAUUGUAGUUCUACAAUAUCUUGGGACUUACCUUUUGGGCACCCCUGAUCUAAAUGCUAUCCCCUUGGUCAAGAAAGUGACUUUAAGACUCUCCAUAGCCUACAUCCAUCACCUAACACAAUGUUUGUGUUGUAGAGUGUUCCCUUUAAGCACUCUUUCCUAAUCACUCCAGCAAUGAAUCAGUUAAGAAAAUAAAAUAAUCCUUCCGGCAACUACUCGUUUUUAGUUUCUCACUGCACAAUGCAGGCUGUUGUUGUUAUAAAGACUCUUAUACAAAUCCUUUCUGUCUUGAACUGGUCAAUAACAUGUUUAAAUGGAUUAAUGUCCUUGGAAAUGUUGGUUUCCUUUCUUCUAAAUAAAUAGCAGAUUCAUAACACUGUAGUUAUGUGGUUUAUCUAAUGGCCACUGAGUUACAGAUUUGCAAAAACUGGGUACCGCUUAGGGCAAUUCACAGCCCUGAUUGCUUUUUUUCUGCUGAGCAUUUUUAAAAGGAAACUCCAAACAUAUUAACCACUACAGUGAAUUGCGGUGGUCAUGGUGCUAAGAAUUUGACACCAAAUCAUUAAUCUUUUUUAAUGGUUAUGUUGACUUACUGCCCCUAAGAUCCACUGGACUUCCCACAAACCUUAGACAGCAAGGCCCCCAUUGUGCUGUCCAAGAUUUUGUAUGGCAGUCAUUGCAUACGGCACCCACCGUCCAAGUCUGUCUUCUUUUUCAGAUGUUGAGCUGUCAGUGUGCAUACACACAGCACAGAUGCCUGCGUGUCUGUCCAUAAUGUAGGUAGAAAGAUGCAAACCCUUUGUGUUGUCACAUGGCAUACAUUCAAACAGCCCUCUAAUGUACCCAGAAACAGAAUGGAAGAAUAGGUUUUUAGAAUGGCUGAGCAAAAGACCUCCAAGGAGGUUAAGCAUGAAACACACCAUUGCUAACCAAAGGUCAGAACACGAGAACAUCAAAUAUCUGGAUUACUAAGCUGAUAGUCAGGGAACCAGAAAUUCACUUACUUUGACAACUAAUCCAAGGACCAGGGUACUAGAAAUUUUCGAUUGUGGAUAGCUGAGCCAAGUAUUAUGGUGGUAGAAGAUGACCCAGAUCACAUUAGCUGAAAUCACAGUUGCACUAUUUGGCUGUAAGAACCAAGAAAGGGAAAUGAGUUCCUGCUUUUUCUGUAUUUAUGUAAAAAUGUACUUGGCAUCAAUUGGGCUUCACCAAAAAAAGCAUCUGUGCAUAUUGAUCUUUAUUUGAGUGCAGCCAAUUUGGAGUAAGGUGGACCAGCUCUUGGAAGAGAUGGCAUGGGAACGAGCAAUGCCUGUUGUGCCAUCCUGGUUACAGGAGGAUGUCAUCAGGUAAGUAAUCUUGACAACAGCACAACAAACUCACAAGUUAUUUACUUAACCACCUGGUUUGGUUGGUACACCUGCCCUUUAUUCGUGACAUGUAACUGGAGGAGUUUGGGGACCUUAGGUUCGUGAUAUUCACUGAAUGAAAUUUUCAUAAUUGAACAAAGGUACAAUUCACAAUAGCUGAGAAGAUAAACCACUUUAAACGUUACUCAGAUCUAGAGUAAAUUGAGAUGUACAGAGGUUCAGGGCCCAAUAUACACAGCAGACCAUAAACUCAUGAAUGUAUACAUAUAGAUAAUUUUAAAUAAAGGUAAACAAGUUCAGAUAAUAGUUCACUGUAAUAAAAAUAGAUAUUCGUUAACUAGGCUUUAUAAGUUACAUAACUACCAAAUACACAUCUAGAAACCUAUGAAUAAUGACACAGAUUAGAUUUUUCAUUUCUCAUCACAGGAAAUGGGGGAACGUCCAAACUUGGUUGAAAUCCAAAUUAAUCAUCCUGGAACUCUGAGAGCAGAUACGCAUCACCAGAAGAUACAAAGGGGACAUCCCCUUGCAGAACUACUGCAUCCAUGAUGCUAUGCUAGACUUACAGAGUUAUUCACGGAAGUGAGAAUUCAUGUCGAAUUCAAAGUGAAUUUCAAAUUUAAGGCUAAAUGGCAAGCAUAGCUGACUUAGGGAAUGUUUCCAGAUCUUCCAUUUUGAAUUUUUAAAUUCACUUUAAGUUCUCACGUAAGUGAAUAACCCUUUUAGUAUCACAAAGCAUCAUGGGACAUCUUGUGCUACUACAUUUGGGGAUUUACCUUUGGCCGGCCCUGCUCUCUAUUGUUCCAUUGUACAAAUACACAUUUAUUAAACGUUCUUGUAAACAGGCUGUCUAAAAGGAGCAUGAAGGGAUAAAUCUACAUUUUAGAUAACCUAAUAUGUCUUCUUUAAUGGACUAUAAUAGAACAAUUGUGGACUUAAAAUUAUAUAAUUUGUCUCAAGUAAUAAUUUUAAGCCUCUAGAGGGGAAACUCUACUUGGAAAUCUGGUUGCAAACUCCUUCCUGUAAUUAUGGCUGGUCAGAAGACUGUUUCCUGUUCAGUCCUUGCUUCACUUAUAUUUGUCUAGACUGUGAAAAGCUACAAUUCUGAUUUUGGCUUGGGGUGUAUCGAUGUAUUAUAGAUCUCCACUCAUGUUCAAACCUUGUAGUUUGUUUAAGGGACAGUAUAUAGAAAUUAUUCAUGUAACUGGAAAUUAAAGUAUUGUACAUUUAUAGUGCUCUAAGCCUACCGUGGGGCAUCAACUUGACUUCUAUUAAUUACUGGCAGGAAUUUUGUUGUGUGUUUCAAAUUGUCCAAUAAUAAAUCAAAUGUAUAACACUGAAAAAUUGUUGGCUUAGAAUCUUUCUAUAAUUGGGUCUAUACCAAGGACAUUAAAAUGAUCCUGUUACUUCUGAGUAUCCCAUGGAGAAACCAGAAUCUUUACGAGAGUGCAUGUACAAUGCAAUUUUAAAGAAUAUACAUAAGUCAAAUAAGGACAAUUCUAUCUCAUCCAUGCUCAGGUAUGGAUGGGCCAUUGCCCACUGGACAGUAAUAUUCACAUGCCAAGAACUGGCUGGGGAGAUGAAAGAUGUCACCAACUAGCUUUAGAAGUUUUUAUCUCCUGCUCUUUAAAUUUAACCACAAGGUCUACACAUAAAGGAAGUGUAAACAUUAGAUCUCACUUUACAGGAAGUGUUUAGGAAGGCAAUGCAUGUUGCAUGCAGGCGUGACUAGGACUGCAUAAAGAAAGUGGUUUAACUUCUCAAUGGCAGUGAAUUGAGCAGUGAGACUUGUAUGAGCUAUACACCAAAAUUGCUUGAUUAAGCUAAAUCUGUUUUGGUGACUACAAUGCCCCUUGAAGUAUAUGAAUUAUAAUGAUCCAAAACCUCUCAAAUAAUUUGAAUGACCUAAAUAUACAUUGUUGGUACUUUAUUUAAAUUCACACAUUAUCAGUAGUGGUGUAUUUUGAAUCUGUGCUGCCCUAGGCAUGACGGAACUCGGGCACCCCAUAAUUUACAUUUGCCCCACCCCUUCCCAUCGAGGCCACACCUCUUCCUGUUAAAGACUAACACACACUUUGACUGACCGAAGCAUACUCUCAGAUACACUGCCAUACACACUCACUGAUUUGACACAAUCUGACAGACACACACACUCACUGACACACACACAAUGACGCAGACACACACUCACUUACUGACAGACACACACCCACCCGCAGACAUACACAAUUACUCAGACACACACACACACAUACACAUUCACUGACAGACACACACACUCAUUCACUCACAGACACACACAAUCACUCAGACACACAGACUCCCUCACAGACACACACACACACACACUCACAGACACAUACAAUCACUCAGACACAAACACACAUUCACUGACACACACACUCACUCACAGACACACAGGCUCCCUUACAGACACACACUGAUAGACAUACACACACUCACAGACAGACACAAUCACUCAGACACACACUGACAGACAUUCACUCACAGACAUACACACAGACUCACUGACAGCCAGACACACAGACACACACACUGACAUACACACACACACACACACACACUAACAGACAUACAUACACACACUAAUUUCUCCCCCUGCCCCCCAACACUCACAGAUUAUUUUUUAUUUUAAUUUAAAUCCACUCAGCCUCCCUAAAUUUGGGUCCAGUGGGGCUGCUGGCGGUCAGUUGAGAUCCGUGCGCCGCAGAGUGAUGCCGGGAGCCAGAAUAUGACGUCCCUCGCCGCCGCCCCUGGAAAUUGCCACCCAAGGCAAAUGCCUUGUUUGCCUCACAGCAAAUACAGUGCUGAUUAUCAGGGACUAUGGACAUGCUUAUUGAAAGAUGAUCAUAACAGUUCUUGAAUUCUACAAUUUCAACUAUGAGUAUGUAUUGUGUGAUAGGUGUUCUAACCUAUGCUUUUUGACCUGUUAGGAUGGAUCACGAGAGCUAUCCAAAUUCAGAUGAGCUGGACGAUGACGUGUUUUACCCUGAUGACUGUGAUUUCCUGAUCCCACCUUUGACCCCACCUUCAGCAUUCACGCAGAGCCAGACCUACACUUGUCUCCUUGGGAGGUUCCAGAUUUUCCCACUGUCUCAUUGCUGUGGACCAGGAUGUAGGAACACAGACUAUGAAGAUAAGGCCACACAGACACUUGGGCCACCAUCUGUUAGCAUUGACACCAUGUUGCCUUGCGGGGUCACAGAAUGUCCACAGAGACUUUUCUAUGGUAAGAAUCAGGCAUUUUUUUACUCAGUCGAAACCUAGUGCACUACUCCCUAGCCUCCAAGGACAUUAUAUCCCAAUGAACCCUUGGGAUACUGUUUUCUGAAGGUACCUUUUAGGGUCCAAGGCCCUAUGGGCUUCUCCAUCCCCCGGGAUGCUAGUGGAGGACAAAGAAAAGCUAUCCAAGAAAUUGCUUAUGUGCUUUAUUAAUUUUACUUAAUAAAAAUAAACUCUGUAGAACUAUGUAGAUAACGUCCCAGUAAACCCUCUGGUGGUUGGAGUGAAAUAUAGAUAAUGCCUAAAAGGAUAAAGGGGAGCCUGCAGUUUGAUAAAUGGUUGCUUAAAACUUUGGCACCUAAUAAACUGGAACAUAUAUAAUAUAUAAUAAGAGGUAAUUUAAUUUUUAGUGAAAACGUUGUAUAGAAGUCACAAAGGAGAUGAUGUAUAGUGGGAACAAAAAUAAGAUAGUGGUGGGGAUGGUAAAAAGUCCACAUGGGCCGCAGACAAACCGUUGAGGUGGCCAGGAGUCACAACAAGGUAUGCAUACACCCUAUGCUGAAAUCUCUAUGUAUACAUCCACCUCUCUGUUAGCAGGUAUGUAAGGUUAAAUAACAUAUUAUACCUCCACAUAAUGGAUUCAUUCUUUGAGGUUCUUGGUACUUGCAACAAGUUGAUCCCCAUCAAGUAGUGCUGAAUUGGUGCCUAAGUUUAGAGGCUCAGUUCACAAUCCAUAGGUGCCUGAACACAGUGCAUUCUUUUUCAACAUAACUCUGCAAAUGACUGGAUAAAAAAAGAUUAACCUUAAUAAAAGUCACAAAAAAUAACCCCAUCACACCCAUAACAAAGUAAUUUGCCAGUGCUACAUGUUACCAAACCCAGUGAAUAUUCAGGUGUUCUAUAAAUACAAAUAGUACACUUAAAGGAACACUAUAAGGUCAGGAAUACAAACAUGUAUUCCUGACCCUAUAGUGUUAAAACCACAAUUUAGGUGGCUUGCCCCCCCCUAUGGAAAACAUUGGAUUGGCUGAAAUCGACAAGGAGCCAGGACGAGAACUGGACCAAAUGCCAACUUGGCCAAUCAGCACCUCCUCAUAGAGAUGUAUUGCAUCAAUGCAUCUCUUUGAGAAAAAUUCAGCUUCACAAUGCAGAGCAUGGGGAUGCUCAACGGCAGUGCUGUAGUCUGUGCAGCACUGCUCUAGGAAGCACCUCCAGUGAGGAGUGGCCAUUGGAAGUGUCCCUAGGGGGCAAUGUUAACACUGCCUUUUCUCUGAAAAGUACAGUGUUUACAUGAAAUACCUGCAGGGAAUGAAUAUACUCACCAGAACUAAUACAUUAAGCUGUAGUAGUUUUGGCGACUAUUGUGUCCCUUUAAAAAUAACUCUUCUUUUAUUUUAUUUUUCCUGUAAAGUCAAAUCUGGAAUGGUUUAUGAGUUGCCUUGCAGCAGCUUAUGAGCAACCAAGCUGAAGUAGCAUUUUUGUUUUUGUCAACUUUGGUUUUUGUCCUUCCUUGUUAAGUUAACCAGUGUCUAAAUUUGAGAUUUGAAGUUGAUGAAUUGCAGCUGAUAUGACCCAAGGGAUUUGGAGUCUGGGAUAUUUUCUUAACUUGUUGAUAAAUUGUGUCAAGCCCUAAAUGUUGCAUGUUUCUUGCAGUCUGUGUCUGUGCACUCGUAACUGGCAUAACACGUCAGCAUAACCCAUUAAAGGGAAUCAGAAUUUAAACGUCUGAUAAAAUGACAUUUAACACCCCAAUAAACCUUUUGAACAAUGAUUGCCCAUUCUGGACACCAGCCUUCUGCAGAUUACACUAAAAACGCCAACAAAAUUACCGUAAUCAAAAAAGAUAUCUGCUGUAUGACUAUAAACUAAAAUGGAAAAUAAUGUGGCUUUAAUUAGGUACGUUGGCUUGGGGCCUCAGUGAUUAUUUGAGAUGUAGCUUCUAGAACACAGGGCAAACAUCACUGCCAAAAUAUGUUAAAAUAAUAUAGUACACUCUUCACUGCUCAGCUGUGAAAAAGCUUUGUGUAGAGCUACCCAACUUUACCGUCUUUUAAAGGAACCCUAUAUACACCAUAACCACUACAGCCUAUUGUAGUGAUAUUUUCAAUCAGUUUAACAAAAACCUAGAGAAACCUCUAAUGAAAACCCCUUUGUAUUGAGACAUAAUAAUGAGAAAACUCAAUAUGGCGGUCAGACUACUGGCAUGGUGGGUGAUUCAGCCACAAUAAGCAGGCAUUUUUAUAAUGGACAAGAUCCUUUAGCCAAAGUCAAGACGACACAUGUUGUUUUAGUAAUGCACUGCUCUUGUUUCUGAAAUAAAACAUGUCACAAUGCUCUGUUUUCUUUUAAAAUGUAUAUUGUAAAUAUGUAGCAUUUGACGUAACAAUGCAGUUCGAUCCUGGCACAGUAAGGCACACAUUGCUUUGAAGGAGCAGAAGCUGAAGAAUUGUUUCUGCUUGUCCUUCUUUUUUGUGCUCUUUCUGUCCUGACUGUCUAAAUCUAAAUGGAAGAGCUUAUAACAAUGAUUGGCACUCGGUCAGUUCAAAAAAUUUUUUUAAAGGGAUCCUAUGGUUCUGAAAAUAACAAUCGUUAUUUUGGGACAAUAGUCUCCCUUCUUGCAAUGUGCACAGUGUCCAUCCCCAUUUUGUCCUGUAAAAAGUAAUCUAAAUAUUACCCACCACGUUUCGAGUGGCAGGACUCCUUCGUUGGAGCCUCCAGCUCCCCCUUCGGUGAUGUCAGCAAACAUGCUGACGUCACCCACAAUUUCGUCAUCAAGUGCUUCUCACAGAGAAUCAUUGGAUUGGAGAGUGCGCAUGCAGUCAAACACCGUGCUCCUCCAAACAAAUUUUAUCUGCAGAGUAUGAUUGCAGGACAUAGUUUUACUCAGUUAUGGAGAUGAAAGUGUCUCACUGAGAUGAAGAGGUCUAAUUGUUUGUAAUGGUUCUGAAAAUACUGUGGUGAGAAUCUUUGCAUUUAAUUUUUAUUGAUCUCUCAAACACAUUUUUGUUCACUAUAGUGGGUAAGUAGACAAUAUAAAAACCUAUUAAAUGCUCCAAAAAUGAACAUGAGCUUUGUCCUAAAUAUUAUGUAGUAAAAGCUGGAAUAAUACAAUGGGGCCAAUAUUUGUGUCUUGCAGGAAAUGCUGGGUUCAUAUUACAGCAUCCUACGUACUCGCUUGGAGACCAUUUGGCUUACAGGAGGCAGGAACAGAGCACAGAGCGUCGAAUUGGACGCAAACUACAAUGCAUCGGAGAUCAGUUUCACAGACAUCAUUUACAAAAGGUAAAAAACACAUUGUGGUACGCAAUGUAUUGCCAAUAACUACCAACGUUAUUUUUAAGGCGAAAGUGCUACAGUGGAACAAGUACAACACUACAAAAAAGUAAAUUCUAAAAUUGUGAGAAAUGUUGCGUAGCAAAAAUUACCCUUUUUUUUUUUUAAGUAAAUCUUUAAUUGUACAACAUUAUUUAAACUAAACGUAAAUCCUGCCCCACACAAUUAUUGUGUCCUAUAUCAAUUAUAGCAUUUCCAGAAUUCCAGUAUGUAAAUCCCAGUGUUCUCAUUUAAAUAUUUUCAUGGAAUUUUUUAAUCCAUGGUAGUUGCUGUGUGUAAGGCAGGUCAUGCAUAUGUACUCUGGGAAUCUUAUUCUCAUUUACACUUGCAAAGCAUGUGCAAGUAAUCCUGGGAAGAAGAUUCAUUUGCUUAGGAUAUCAGGAAUAAAAGCAUAUAUUUUAAACCAUAAGAAGCUAAAACAAGAGGAAUGGUUAAAACUCAAAAAUAAAAAAAAUCUCUUAAGAACUCAUUCAUUAAAGAGUAUUAAAGGGACACUAUAGUCACCAAAACAACUUAAGCUAAAUUAAGCAGUUUUUGUAUAUAGAUCAUGCCUCUGAAGUUUUACUGCUCAAUUCGUUGCCAUUUAGGAGUUCAAUCACUUUUCUUUCUGUCUGUGCAGCCCCAGCCAAACCUCCCCUGGCUGUGACUCAUACUGCCUGCAUGACAAAAAAGGUUUUUAUUUUCUUUAAUAACUUUAAUAACAAAUAUGAGGUUCCUGCGGGGUCUAGCAAGCUAUUAACAGAGCAGGAGACGAGAAAUGCUGAAUUAAACAGAACGUGCAAUAAAGGAAGUGUAAACAUUAUAAAACUCUUUGCAGGAAGUGUUUAGGAAGGCUGUGCAUGUCACAUGCAGGGAGGCGUGACUAGGGCUGUAUAAACAAAGUUAUUUAACUCCUAAAUGGCAGAGAAUUGAGCAGUGAGACUGCAGGGGUAUGAUCUGUACACCAAAACUGCUUCAUUAACUAAAGUUCAUUUUGGUGCCUAUAGUGUUCCCUUUUAAAUGCAUAAAUCGCAAAAGAGAAAUGAUCCAGCCAAGCAGCAAGUGCAACUUACCACUGUUUGGGGACAUUUUAAUGAUUUGUUAUGAUAUAUGAAAACUUAUACAAGGACUUCAAACUCUUGGUCAAGUGGAAGAAGAGUGAGAUGGACUGGAACAUAGAAGCAAGACCCUGAAGUUUUGAGAUGCUUUACUACUGCUGCCGAGGAAACAACGAGUGGACACACAAUAUAUGGAGCUUACACAUUGCAGGUAGGAAGGACACACUUUCUGUAAUAAUAAUUUGCAUUAACAUUGUAUUUUGUGAUGUGCGGUAGGAAACCUGUUGUUUUUAUUCUUGUGAAUAUAAUGCUUUAUUGUCAUUCGAUUCAAGUAACAACAUGGCUAUAAAAGGUACACCAUUGGACACGGAGGUCCACAAAUGCAGGUAUAGAUUGGUAUCACAGAACUGAAUAGCAUUUUACAGUGAUAAUGGAAAUUGGAUAUGCAGUUUCCAUAUAUAACAGUCAAACUUGGCUAGUUGUCAUAUUGCCAUAUUGUAAACUUGCAGGCCUGGCAACCUCAGUAGUAAAUGCUGAUCCUCACUAGCUGGCCCGGACAUUACUCUAAUCUCAAUAUCCCAGAAGACUCUUAGAAAAACAAAAUUAACAAUAAGGUGGGGUAAAGGGGUUUAAGAAGCGAGGGUGGAGUUACACAGGCAUCAAAGGUGUGUACAAAUACAAAAAACCUCUUAGGUGGCACCUACACUAACCAUUCACCUUGCUUUCUUAAGCUUCUGGCAAAGAUAUCUCUAAUGAGACAGAGAGGGGUAUUUUUUAUAUACACCCUUACAUGCUUAUUGGAACACAUGGGAUGGGUGGCAGCAUUGUAACAUAGCUGUGUGGUACAAAAGUGAAUACAAAUACAGAAAAACAAGUCUUGCGCUCAUACUCCCACUAACGACCAUAGCACACAUGAUUGCAGAUAAUCACAGCCCACAGUAACCAGGUAAGAAACCACCUGGGCUGUGAAUCUGUGCACGGGGGCUUGGCAGGAACACUAACCAACACCUGUUGGGUGGCAACGUCUAGCCGUCUGGAUGGCACAGGGAGAACCGUGACACAGACCUCCAUGGUUGCAUUGGUGAUAGAUGAUGUUAAGUGUAGGAUCUACUGUGGAUAGGUGUCUUUCUGUUGAGUCCUUAGCCAACUGUACACACAACCUUUCAGAACUUGUAGAGCACCAGUGGAUCACCUGCGAUAGUUGUUCUGUCAAUUUGUGAAAAUCCUGCUCAUAGAGAGCUUUGAAGAACCAUCUCUGGGUAAGAGGCAGUGAGGCUAACCCCACAGGUAGGACUGUUCUCUCCAUCGCUAUCCUGGUUCUGUCUCCACUCUCCCAGACCUGUGAUGUUCUGCUGCCUACAGACUGUUACAUUAAAAUAAAAUGAUCAGUUUGUGAUGAUGUGUUUGUCUAAAACUGUUCUGUAUCUACUAUCUUGUACUCGACCGAAUUGUAUUAACCAUUAUUAGGCAGCAACCUUAAAUUUGAAUGGGUAUAAAUAAGUACCAACACCAGAAUUAGUGCGAAUUUUUUUUGCGUUUAGUGAAGAACCACACUUGCAUUUGGUGACCUCUCUGUGGCAGUAGUGGUAUCACCUUCUUUCAGGAGGCAAGACUAAAUGUUUCUGUGAAUGUUCUUAAAAAAACAGGUUAUACAUUAAGAUUGAAGAGUAAAUGUUCACAUGAGAAAAUGUGUUUUUCUUUCCACUCCUAGUGAUCUCCUCUUGAGGGGAAAUGUGACCAUGUGUCUGUGGUGUCAUGUCCUGGCAGCUACUUGUACAUUUUCCAUUUCUGGACUUUUUACCUAUUGGUAAAUGUUACUAUUUAGUACUAUAAGACUAGUAGAUAAGCAGGAAGUUCUAUAGCUGCUUAAAGGGUCACUAUAGUCACCAAAAAAACUUUAACUUAUUGAAGCAGUUUUGGUGUAUAGAUCAUUUCCCUGCAAUGUCACUGCUCAAUUUUCUGGCAUUUAGGAGUUAAAUUACUUUGUUUAUGCACCCUAGUCACACCUCCCUGCAUUUGACUUGCACAGCCUUCCUAAACACUUCCUGUAAAUAGUCAGCUAAUGUUUAUACUUCCGUCAUUGCAAAUUCUAUUUAAUUUAAAAUGUAUUAUCCCCUGCACUGUUGAUAGCUUGCUAGACCCUACAGAAGCCUCCUGUGUAUGAUUAAAGUUCAAUUUAGAGAGCAGUCAUUUUUUUCUUUUAUCCAUGGAAUGUGAGUCACAGCCAGGGGAGGUGUGGCUAGGGCUGCAUGGACAGAAACAAAAGGGAUGUAACUCCUAAAUUCCAGAGAAUUGAGCAGUGAGACUGCAGGAUUAUGAUCUAUACACUAAAACUGCGUCAUUAAGCCAAAGUUUUUUUGGUGACUAUAGUGUCCCUUUAAAGCCCACUUGGGGUGCUAAUGGCUGAAAUGUGUGCGUUCCUUUACCCAUCAGCUUGACUUUCUUGUAUCAUACAUUCUCCCUUCCUGAGAAUGUUGACCACUUAGUAGAACUAUAUAUGUUCUGUUAUACUGUUAUAUUCUUAAAGUUACUAUAUAGCUUUUUAAAUAAACAUUUGCAGCAGAAGUUAUCUAUAAAAUUGUCUGAUUUAAAUUAUUGUUAUAAUGAGCAAUAUGUCCGUUACAUUGAAUGAGUAACCAUUGCAAAAUUCAAAUUCACAAUUUCCAAAAUGCCAGCAUGUUAAAUGUAUAUACAAAUAAUUAAAUUGUAGACAAUUUACUUUAAACUUCAUGCCUUUGUAAGUUAUAUUUUUCUUUAUCUUUCAGAUUGUCAAUGUUAGACAAAAGUCUACUUUCUGCGAAGAUUGCUACAAUUCUAGAUUAAAGGGUUAGUCCAAGAAUCAUAACCACUAAAGCCCGCUGUAGUGGUAAUGAUGCCAUGAAUAUCCUGUCUCAGUUCCCCGUUAAUGGGGCAAACCAUUUUGCAAUGGUUUGCUCACUUACCUGGGUCUCCACUGAGCUCCAAUACUCCCUUGUGGUACAGUUAUGCGCUUCCAGGCUCUGCCGAAGCUAGAAGCCGCAACGAUUGACAUUUAUUGGCUAAGAGCGUAAAUUGACCGCUCUCAGCCAAUUACUGGCAAGCUGCACAGAAUUGACAUUAGCCAGCCCGGACACCCCUAUUGCGCUCCCGGAGGUGGUGGUAGCUAUGGGGCUAAUCACUGUGCAGCAUUACAUAGUGCAUUACAUGGACUCCAGGCACCUUGACAACUUUAUAUCCACUGAUGUGGUCAUGGUGUUUGGAGUAACCCUUUAAUGUCAAUCGUAGUAGGAACUGAUUUGCAAUUUAUUUUCUCCUAAUCAAACUCAAAGCAGAUCAGUUUUACAUCAUACUUGAAGUUCACUUUAAAGAAAGACAAUGCAGAAAUGGGUAUAUAGAAUAUUUAACUGUUUGUAAGUAUAAUUCAUGUGUAUUUAUUGCUAUUUAUAAUAUAACAUACAAAGGCCUUGAUUUAAUUAUUUUGGCUAAGCUUUUCAAAUGAUUUAAUAAUCAAUUUUAAUUAAACGUUUAGAAUUAUUUUUUAAAAAUAUGCAAUAUAAACAAAAUAUAGCAUAUAAAACAAGCAAACUCUUAAAAACAUUUUCAAAACAUUAAAUAACUUUUAAACAUUUAUCCAAGAAUAUUUAAAUCAUAUGAAACGCUUAGCCAAAAAUAUUGCAUCGAAGCCUUAAUUAAUUGUCGACCAUAAGGAAGCCAAAUCAAAAACCACACCUAGCCUCAUCCUAACAUGAUUUAAGGUGAAUGCCAGCUCUCUGUCCCUCUACCACCAUUAAGGCAUAAAAACUAUAGUGACCCCCUCCCUCGCGCUCCCCCUCCCUGUUACUGCAGAAGGGGUUAAUGGAAAGUGUGAGGACAUCCAUCGUGAAUUAGGUGACCAAAAUUAGCCGGCAUGGGGGACCUAAUGGUCAUGCGUAGCGAACGACGCACUCGCAAAUAGGACUUCCUCUAUAGGAAUGUAUUGUGUAAUGCUUUCCUAUGAGGUUUGGGUGAUGCUGGAUGUCCUUAGCGUGAGGACGUCUAGAGUCAGUUACUGACCCGGAAGUACCUCUAGUGUCUGUCUGGUAGACAACCACUAGAGGUGGACUUAACGCUUGCAGGGUUAAGGGUCUUCGGACAUUGCACCUAGACCACUUCAAUGAACUGAAGUGGUCUGGGUGCCUAUAGUGUCCCUUCAAGUAUGCAGCAUUGGUUCGGAUGUAGCUAUAGGGAAUGUGACAUUGACUGCACAGGGCCAGCAGUCCCAUGAUGAUGUAUAAUGUACUCUGGACCUCAUUAGAGCCUGGCAUUAAAGAGCCAGAGGCAAUACAAGCUCUCGUUGUUAGCCAAGUAGCAUAGAAAACCAUCUCAGAACAUUCUCAUACAAUCUAACUGCAGGAGGAAAUCUCCCAAUCUCCUAGACACUCAUACAAUUAUUCAGUACAGUUAAAGCCACCCAGACCAUUUCAUCUCAAUGAAGUGGUCUGGGUGCAGUGGUCCUUUACUUUUAACCCUAUAAUGUAAAACAUGGCCUUUUAGUAGAUACAGAAAAGCUUACAUAGCAAGGUUGGCUACGUCUUUAGUGGCUGUCUACUUGACAGUCAACAGAGGCCCUUCUAGCUUAAUUCUCACACCUAACCUCUAUAUGAUUGGAGGUGCACAAUGCUGGCUGUGCAUGUGCUUUUCGUCCGCAAUGUUCCUCUAUUAGAAGUAUUUGAUUGGACGAGAGAUGGGUCAAUGUGACAUCGCAGGAGGCAGAAUGAGCGUCUGCAGGGACUGAAUAUUAGCACUGGGGGGAAAAAAGGUAAGUAAAACUUUUUUAUUUAGGUUAAGGGGGGGGCACAUAAACUAAAUGCAGAGGAGAACACUAUAGCAUACAGGUUUGUGUUCCUAACGCUAUAAUGUUCCUUUAAACAUAAAAAUCAAGAUUAUUAAAAAGAUAGUACAUUGGUUAUAAUCGUUUACGGUAGUUUAUUAUGUUGGAUUUAUUAAUACUUGUAUUUUAAUUUGUGAAAUAUUUGUAUAUUUUGUGUUAAUAUUAAAAACUAUGUUGAACUUUAAAAUUGUUUUGCGUUUUUGUAUCACAAAAAUAUUGUAUUUAUACAGAGUACAACUGCAGUAUCACGCAAUAAGUUUUUAUUUAUUUGUUUAUCCUAUGCAGAAGCACUGGGGUAGGGAUAAAAACUUUUAUGUUGAUGAUCACAUCGAUUUUACUAAAGUCUGCCUGUAUUUUUAUGGUAUUACCUCAAAGUUAUGUCCAAACGCCACUUACUGACAGCCGCAAUUUAACCGUCACGCCAAAACAAGUUUCCAACCAGAGUGAAAUCACUCAAAAGGAAAAUGGAUACACUUUAAAUUAGCCAAGUUUUUGUUGGCAUGAUUGAUAUGCCUAAUGAUACCAAGUGUCAUGUCUCGCUAAACGACUGGCACCAAUCAGAUUAACCCAUUGACUUGUAAAGUGUAUAGCAGUACAAUGUUCUGUGUUCUUCUUUCAUGGAAAGUUAAAUAAAACAUUGUCAAUAAUAAAUACAUAGGACCAUAAGACCCUAACAUUCAAUCAGAAAUGUUUGGCUUUUUUGCUUGUUCUGUAUGUAUACAAAAGUUGGGAUCUAAUGGGCUUCUGAAAACCUAAAGUGGCAAUGUGUCAUGUGUGGUGUUUUUUAACUUAUUUUUUUCACAGUCCCCUCUUUGUUCCCUUCCUUUCUUUAUAGUCAUUAUCUUUUCUUAAUACCUGGGUGCCUUCAUUUUUGUUCUUCCCUAUUCAUGAUGUCUAAAGUUUGAUCUUUUGUGGGAUUUUUUUUUGAAAGGUUGUGGGUUAAUUAACUUAAGGGAUCAUAUAGUGCCAGGAAAAGAAAGCCGUUUUCCUAGCACUAUAGGUUUAAAAGUUGCGCAAUGCUGAAGGGGUUAAAACUCCUUUAGCCACUUACCUGAAUCCAGCGCCAGUGUCCCUCGGCGCUCGGUCAGACUCCGCCCCUGCUCCUGGCUGCGCUCGCAUUAGGAUUUCUCCAUAGGAAAGCAUUAUUCAAUGCUUUCCUAUGGGGAAAAAUCUGACGCUGGAGGUCCUCAUGUCUGGAUAGUAAUUAUUGCAGUUUCUGAAUAACUGCAAUGAUUACUAUUGCAGGGUUAAGGGACAUGGGGUGUUGCACCCAGACCACUUCAAUGAGCUGAAGUGGUCUGGGUGCCUACAUGUCCCUUGAACGUAGGAAUUAGUUUUUUUUUUCUUUUCUUUUUUUCACCAUAGUUGAAGUAUCUAUUUGCUUUAAAAACUUGAUGAAAGGAUUAUCAUAUUCAAAAAUAUGUUUGAGCUGACAGUUGUCCAUUAAAAGGACAAUGCAUCCGUUCCUGCUUGCCGUAUUAACUUCCCUAAUUAGGGCUAGUCUAUUCAGGUUAGUAGUAGUCCUGGGUUGCCUCUCUUGCAUUCUUGCCUCUCCCACCACAAACCAUGUACCUGAUGCCUUCUGAACACAGGUGAGUAUACCUGAGUUAUAAGGGAAAGGCAGCCGGGAGUCAAAUAGAGUUAUAGUCUAAGGACCGGUUGAUUGUUUCUGUCUCUCUGUAGAAGGAAGCUUUGAUCCAGUGAGCUUGUCCUGUACUGUAGGGUUUGAAUCAGGGGUAGGCAACCUUCCUGUAGUACUGUACCAAAACAAGAUCUUGAAGUCUCUCGACAUGCCAGUCCUAGUUUUUUGUAUGUUUCCGUAUUUUGCUCGUGUUAUUUAUGGGUGCUGCAGUUGCUUUUCGGCACUGUAUUUGUGCGUAUACGGUCUCUUAUUUUGUAUAUGUUCAUGGGUAGUUUGUGGUAUUGUGUCUGAUACCUAUUUGUGUAUAAUGGCUACUUGUGGAAUUGUAUGUCUGGAUGACAUAUCACAGUGUGUGUUUGGUAGUAUGUGUUUGCGUGGGGCUGCUUGUUCUAUUGCAUAUGAGAGGGUGAUUGUGGUGUUGCGUGUGUGAAUGUGGAUUGUAAGAGGCGUUGUGCUUGUGGAUCUGUGUGUGGGCUGUUUGUAUUAUUAGUAUGAGGGUGAGGCUUAUUCUAUAGCUAUAUAUAUCUAGCAGGUGGGUGGCUUUCCUGGGGUCCAGGCUUGCAAGGUGCAGAUCAAGGGUAGGAGCUGCAAGAGCUGCUGAGGUCUGUUCUACUCCAGUGCGGAUUCCUGUUCACAAGUGAGGGGAGGAAGUGAUCUCAGAUUACUUCCUCUAAGUGCUACAAUCGUAAAUUGAGGGUUGUCCCUCACCACCUGCAAUCACCGUUCGGUUUGCACUAGCAGAUAUCUCAAGUCCCACUGGGACUCCUGGUAGGCCAAAGCCUGUUUGUCUCUGGCAGCCUUGAAUGACGUGCAAAGGCGCCUCGAGUGCCAUAGAUUGCCGCCAUUGGAUCAAGAGAGCUAAUGGUAGCUCCUAGCAGGACGUGCUCCACACUUCAUGUUAGCAUUUGUCCUAUUCAACACCUAACUAGAUAUUCUACAUGACAAAGAGUAAUAUGGUUGAUGUACUGUACCUUCUGUAGUGCUACACCAUAAUUUUCCAAAAAAACAUUCUCCCCUAGUUUAACAUCAAUAAAGAUUUCAUCCUCUUUGUAUCCAAAAAGAAAAAUGGUAAACGAAUAAAAUAAUACAACUGCAGAAUAAAUUAACUUAUUUUGUAUAUAUUUAAGUUUACUAUUUUGUAACGGUGUAUAACACACUCCCCAGGACAUUGAAGCAACACUCUAGACACCAAAAAAUUAUGUUUAUUUGAAUUUCGUGUAUGCUGUCAAUUUAUGUCCUGGAAACGUAAGAUGAUGUUUUUUUAAAAAUCAAGAAUGAUUUUGACAUUUGCAAAAAAUUCGAAAUGUCUUCUAUAAAGGGUUAAUGUGUCACGAGCAGAGCACACUUUUGUGAUACUGUGUUCUUUUCUACUAGGAAAAAAGGUUCAACGUCUGUCAAGAGCAAGCAGUUGUAGAACUUGUUUUGCUGAAAUCUGAUUCCAUUUUCUUUGAAUACAAUAUUUUAUGACCGGGUAGACGGUGUGUGUGUAUGUGUAUGUGUGUGUGUCAAAAGGUGAAAUAUAUCAGUCAAAAAAAAAAAAAAAAGAAAACAUUGAGCAUGUGAAGGCAAAUUCACUCAUAACUCCCCCAUCCUUUUUUUCCCUUUGGCAACUGAUAGUGGACUCCUGGGGAAGAGAAAAUGUCUUUCUCCAGCUGACAGGGUAGAGAUCAGAUAUAUAAGAAUACCUCUCAAGAGGAUACUGAGACAAUGCUUCUUAUUGACUCGAGAAACUAAAAACAUCAGACUAAUUAUGGUGACAUACAGAGAGGGAUUAAGCUCCCAUGGGGUCCUCCUCGGCAAGUUAGCAGUUUGAGGCCCUCUCUUUACUCAGAGCACAGGAAUGGUGAAUCAGGACACGUCUUUUCAUGGUGCCAGGCCUCCCUCUCUAAUGAAACUGUAUAAGGACACCUUAUGGCUAAUUUGGCUAUGGUUAAAUACAGAACAAAUUUGUAUAGAAAAGAAAGAGAAGGCAACUGUUGGAAUAUUUGGAGAAUAUUAUAAACUAAACAGAUGCCCAUCAGAUACAGGUAAACCGGUUGGGCCAAAAUCAAAGGCUUUCUAUUGCAUCACCCCAUGAGAAUUAAUUAAAGGAUCACUAUAGUGUCAGGAAAACAAAGCGGUUUUCCCUGACACUAUAGUGCCCUGAGGGUGCCCCCACCCUCAGGGUCCCCCUCCAGUGGCGUUGAAGAGGUUAAAACCCCUUCAGCAGCUUACCUUAUUCCAGCGCCAGGCUCCCGCGGCGCUGGUGACCUCUCCUCCCCCGCCAGCUCCCUCUGCCGACGUCAGCGGAGCCGAAUGCGCAUGUGCGGCAAGUGCCACGCACGCAUUUAAACUGUCAAAAGGAAAUAAUUUCUCAAUGCUUUCAUAUGGACUCUCUGCUCGGUGGAGGCAGCCACUAGAGGCUGGCUUAACCCCAAAUGUAAACAUAGCAGUUUCUCUGAAACUGCUAUGUUUGCAUCCAAAGGGUUAAAACCUGAGGGACCUGGCACCAGGCCACUUCAUUGAGCUGAAGUGGUCUGGGUGACUAUAGUGUCCCUUUAAAUCAAAAGUCCUAUCCAUCUACUAGGUACUCUUAAUCUCAGCUGCAUUUUUAGACUUCUUCAUUAUUAUAAUGAAGAAAUAUAUCGGUUUCUUUUAUUUAUUUAUUUUAGUUAGGAUUUGGAUAGAAAAUGUGUGCUUUGUUUACACAUUACACCUGUAGUCCUCCAUCUUACUGUCAAUUCUUCAGAUCAAAUGCUUUGGGCACUGUUAGCUUAGUGAGGUCUCCUUAACGCGAUAGAAUUUAACCUUCAACCCAUUGAAUUAAGGUUUCAGCUACAUGUAUGACAUUAAACCUCUGUUAGGACAAUUAAAGGGACACUAUAGGCAGCAAAACAACUUUAGUUUACUGAAGGAGUUUUGGUUUAUAGAUUAUUCUCCUGCAGUAUCACUGCUCAAUUCUCUGCCAUUUAGGAGUUAAAUCACUUUGUUUAUGCAGUCCUAGCAGGGAUUUUUGCCGCCCUAGGCAAAAGAAAAAUUGCCCAACCCAUAUGAUCUGCCAUAUGAACGAACGCCAGUGCUGCACACAGUGUGUGUUUACAUUAAAAAGCCUACAGAGACAGUCUAUAGACACCAGAACCACUACAUGAAGCUACAGUGGUUCUGGGGACUCUAGUGUCCCUUUAAUGUGAGGUAAAUUAGAUAUUCGUGCCAGCGGGCCCUCUAGUUCUACGUCGCCAAGGAGGGUCUCUGUGUCCAGUCCAAGUCCGAAUCACUUUCUGAUCCCUGUCAGUCUCCACUUGAUUCCACUAUACUGUUAUCCCAUGGUUCCCAAGGUUUCUGGAAUGCUGCUGUCGUCCCCUUCACCCUUGCUGUCAGGUCGUCCAUGAUUCUACAUUCUCUUAUCCUGAAUAUCACCCCCCGAAACUCUGGGCCCUCAGGUGAGAGUCAUGCAGUUGCUAACGCUCUGCGCGCACUUAGAGUUAUCUUAUGUACCAGUUUCUGCUCUCUUUUUGUCCACCCCUCAAUUAAUCUGUUUAGCAAAUAUAUCCACGGGUCCAUUACUAGGGGUCUGUCGAACAUCUGUUCCAGUAACUCCUCUACUGACUUCCAGAAAAUGCGUAUCUUCGGGCAUUCCCACCACAUAUGAAUAUACGUACCUCUUGUUCUGCAGCCCCCCCAACAAUCAUCCGUGUCUAUUUUGUGCAUUUUAUAUAGCUUUACUGGAGUAGUGUACCAUCUGAGCAUGGUUUUCCAUGCCUGCUCCUGGAUUGUGACACACAUGGAAGUAUAUUUGUUCGCUUCCCAUAUCUCCUGCCAUUGAAUUCCUUCCAGUACCUCCCCCAGGUCUGCCUCCCAUUGAUCGGUGUAUGGUAGUCUACCACAUUCUUUAUUUUCAGUACUAAGAUGAGCAUAUAGAAGAGUGAUCAUGCCCUUGGGUGCGGCUCCGUCCAAGCAUAAUCUCUCGUAAAAAGAUAGUUUACCUUGGGCUGCAGUUCUAAUAUGGGGUCUUCUCGCGAAAUCUUGUAUCUGGACAUAUCUAAAAAAAUCUGCAGGGGUUAAGUGAGUUCCUUGUUGGAGUUCUUCAAAUUGGACAAUUUCUCAGUUUCGAUAUAAUUGGUGGAUCCGUUGUAGCCCGGUUCUUUCUAUGUUUCUGUUUUCAAUUUUGUGAAUAGGUCUGAUAGUACUUUGUUUAGUAAACAGACAGAGUUAUUCACUCAAGUGAGAAUGGUCAGUUAUGUUUCCAGUUGAGCUUUAAUAGUCUCUGUUUAUUAUGAAUUCCUAAAUAUUCGCACUUUACUGAAUAACCUUCUUUUUGUUUUAUUUUUUUUGGUGCUGACAACCCAUUUGCAGUGUAUAACCCACAUUUGCUGAGUUUGUGGAAACAAAAUACUCAUCUUGGUCUAGUAAGAUUUUUUUUUUUCAGAUUCAAUUUCAGUCUCCGUUUUUUGGGGGGGUUUUUUUGCUCUCGUGUCAGCUUCCCCACGUCUCACUGUUUAGUGAAUAAAGCCCGUAGUGUUACUUCCUCCAGCAGGUUGACACACAUAGUGGCAGGCAAACAUAAUCGCUCUGACACUUACGUACUUAAAGCUCUCUUUACAAGCACCGAGAGUCUGUCUGCUAAAAAUAACAAAAUAAAACAAAACAAGCUAUACCACGAAAAAUAGCGAUCGAUUUAUGAAAAAGUCAGAUCCAGCUGAGUUUAAUGAAUAAUUAAGUUAGAUAUUAUAAAAACGCCCAUGAAAAAAAUAAUAAUAAUAAAGCCAGCAGACGAGAAGGCCCAAAUGGUCUUUAUCUACCCUCAAACUGUGUUUCUCUCCUGGCAGCAAUGCUCUAUACUCGAGAAAAGGGUUGAAUAGGGUCAGUGCGAGGAAAAUUAAGAAACGGUGGGGGAGAGAGAAAAAUACAGAUAAUAGGAGGGGGUGAAGGCAUUGCGUGAUUAUAACAAGGGACAGCAUAGCUGUGUGUGUUUUGUGGCUGCCCUCCUCCCCCCUGUUUAUAUCGCUCUCUAUAUUUAGCUGGUGAGUCAUGAGACGUUUCAUUACCCACAAUCCUUUUCCAGCACCUGACUGGCUUAUUUUUUUUUUUCUUCUUCUUUUUUUUUUUUUUACUUUUUUUUUUUUUUUUUUUUUUUUUUUUUUAAACAUUUUUUUUGUAUGUUUUCAUAAGAAGCCAACUAAAGAUCACCCUGAGGGCAUCAGACCAUUCUCCAAGUUUUGCCUUUUCCUUUUACUUCACUCUAUGGGCUUAACCAUUUAAGUGCCAGGGAGAUGUACAUAAAUACACAUAUAUAUAUAUAUAUAUAUAUAUAAUACACAAGAUUGCUGUUUAGUGGAUAGGUGAGUGCGCUGGAUCUUGUGUAUUGUAUUAUUUGGCCCCCAGCAGCACCCCCAUUUAUGCAUGUUAAGGUGAGUGCAGCCAACCCCCUCUUGUUUUAUAUAUAUAUAUAUAUAUAUAUAUAUAUACACACACAAUUUCUGAGCUGAAUUAAUGGCAAAAGAUGAAUUAGUUGCCAAACAGGUCUGUAACUCUCACUAAUUUUGUGUUGGGGUUAGUUAACUACUGACACUCUGUUUACCAUGUUCCUGAACCCUUAAAGGAACACUAUAGGGUCAGGAAUAUUCCUGACCUUAUAGUGUUAAAACACUAGGUUGAAAUCCCCCCUCUUAUCAACCUUAAAAAUAGUGAAACCUUUUAUUACAGUGCCUCGUGGGUCUGCCGGCGCUGGCCCCGCCCCAGAUCCAUCUCCUUGGCUGAGAUCAUCAAAACUGACAAUCUCAGCCAAUCCAAUGGUUUUUGAUUCACUUCCGAUACUUCUAUUUUAAAUAAAACAAAUUCUAAAAAUCUAGUAAGAUUUUAAUGAAUUUUGCCAGAGGAAGUGCCCUUUGUACUCCUAACUCCCUAAUACAUUAUAUGUUCUACCUUUGAGUGGCUUUCUACUUGAUGUACACAGGAUAAAACUGAAGAACUUGUGCACUCCACGCUUCCCUAGGAUAAAGAUGUUCUAUAAAUUAGUACCCUCCGCAUUCCCUUAUGUGAUGAUGGAUAUGCUUCAGGGCUUUGUGAGAUCCAUGCUGCCUACUAUCCUUGAAAAAGGAUGGCGUGGAGCUUUCAUGAUGAGGUACCGGAAGGCACAAAACGCGUAAGUGGUGGUCCUUUAGUUCCUCCCUCCCCCACCCCAUAUAUCCUAGCCAAGUGUCCUUUCUAUGGGAGUGAUUGUAAUCUAUACUAAUCGUUGGAUUAAGGCGUCUUCCUUCUAACAUAUGGAGAAGAUCCGGGAUUUUACUUUUUUUAAAUUUUAUAUUUUUUUUUAAUAUAUUAUGUACAGCAGUAGGUUUGGAACAAAAAAACUGCAAUUAGAAUGGGAAGAAUCAAAUCUUAUUUAAAAAUAAAAUUAAAAUAAAUGCUAAAAAUACACACAUAGCAUAGCGAACCUGAUCUACGUAAUUAUACCAAAAAUGUGUGAGUGCUCAGUUUAUCCCUUUAUUAACAGUUUACUAUUUCAAAUUGUGCUUUUGUACAAAUUAACAGAGUAGAUGGCCUUUGUUAUAGAAACUAAUAGAUACGCAAAACAUUACACUGUACACGUUUAUUUUCUAUUGAAAGAAAUAAAUGUUACUCAGCUUGAAAAAUAUAUUGUUGUUUUAACUGGACCCAACUUUAAAGAAAGCCCAGUAGGGCUCAUUAUUUAUGACUUUUUGUACGAUAUAGCUAUAAAGUGAUUUGGGCAAUGCUUGUGGGAGAGGAGGGAUAGUUGUAUUUUCUAUAAUUUUUUUUCUUUUAUUUUUACUCUAUAAAAUCCCAGUUUUUGCUGCCUCAGCAGUGUGGUUUAAAUUGAAGAUUAACCUUGGAACCUUCACAGUGUCAAAUCACUUACAGAUGGAUCACCACUCUCUCCCAAACAUUUCACCUUGGGACUUUAAGGAGAGUUUUCACGCAGAGAGGUCUGGGCUGAAAACAUUUUUUUCGCUACAAGUGCAGCUGUGGCUUUGACAAAUGCAAUGAUUUAUCAGAUAGUGAAAACAUUUGGCUAUAGACAGCAGGAUUCUACCAGCGGAAAGUGUAUUAAAAAAGUCAUACAUACAUCUGGGCCUUAAACUUUGGAGACUCCACAAAUCUAUACUAAAUAUAAAACUCAGUCACGGCGGCUCAUAGCGAAAAGUUAGGGGUAAUGAAAUGUGUAUCUAAUUAAUUGGCAGUUAUGGUAAACAGUAUGUAAUGCUUAAAAUAAAUCCUAUGUUAUUUUAAAGGGAUAUUGUACACAUUGGAACUGCUUUUUUAUUAUUACCUUUACUAUCACCACCAUCAUUAUUUAUAUAGGGAGGGAGCAAUUUAUCAAUAAAUGAGACCAUUACAAAAUGUUACAGGAAAAAUAGGUUGAUAAGGACUCCGCUCGAUAGAGCUUGUAACCUAGCAGAGGAUGGGCAGCGCGGUGGGUAGGAGAAUUGAACGUGAGAUUUGGCAGUGGCCCUACAGGGAGUGCAGAAUUAUUAGGCAAGUUGUAUUUUUGAGGAUUAAUUUUAUUAUUGAACAACAACCAUGUUCUCAAUGAACCCAAAAAACUAAUUAAUAUCAAAGCUGAAUAUUUUUGGAAGUAGUUUUUAGUUUGUUUUUAGUUUUAGCUAUGUUAGGGGGAUAUCUGUGUGUGCAGGUGACUAUUACUGUGCAUAAUUAUUAGGCAACUUAACAAAAAACAAAUAUAUACCCAUUUCAAUUAUUUAUUAUUACCAGUGAAACCAAUCUAACAUCUCAACAUUCACAAAUAUACAUUUCUGACAUUCAAAAACAAAACAAAAACAAAUCAGUGACCAAUAUAGCCACCUUUCUUUGCAAGGACACUCAAAAGCCUGCCAUCCAUGGAUUCUGUCAGUGUUUUGAUCUGUUCACCAUCAACAUUGCGUGCAGCAGCAACCACAGCCUCCCAGACACUGUUCAGAGAGGUGUACUGUUUUCCCUCCUUGUAAAUCUCACAUUUGAUGAUGGACCACAGGUUCUCAAUGGGGUUCAGAUCAGGUGAACAAGGAGGCCAUGUCAUUAGAUUUUCUUCUUUUAUACCCUUUCUUGCCAGCCACGCUGUGGAGUACUUGGACGCGUGUGAUGGAGCAUUGUCCUGCAUGAAAAUCAUGUUUUUCUUGAAGGAUGCAGACUUCUUCCUGUACCACUGCUUGAAGAAGGUGUCUUCCAGGAACUGGCAGUAGGACUGGGAGUUGAGCUUGACUCCAUCCUCAACCCGAAAAGGCCCCACAAGCUCAUCUUUGAUGAUACCAGCCCAAACCAGUACUCCACCUCCACCUUGCUGGCGUCUGAGUCGGACUGGAGCUCUCUGCCCUUUACCAAUCCAGCCACGGGCCCAUCCAUCUGGCCCAUCAAGACUCACUCUCAUUUCAUCAGUCCAUAAAACCUUAGAAAAAUCAGUCUUGAGAUUUUUCUUGGCCCAGUCUUGACGUUUCAGCUUGUGUGUCUUGUUCAGUGGUGGUUGUCUUUCAGCCUUUCUUACCUUGGCCAUGUCUCUGAGUAUUGCACACCUUGUGCUUUUGGGCACUCCAGUGAUGUUGCAGCUCUGAAAUAUGGCCAAACUGGUGGCAAGUGGCAUCGUGGCAGCUGCACGCUUGACUUUUCUCAGUUCAUGGGCAGUUAUUUUGCGCCUUGGUUUUUCCACACGCUUCUUGCGACCCUGUUGACUAUUUUGAAUGAAACGCUUGAUUGUUCGAUGAUCACGCUUCAGAAGCUUUGCAAUUUUAAGAGUGCUGCAUCCCUCUGCAAGAUAUCUCACUAUUUUUGACUUUUCUGAGCCUGUCAAGUCCUUCUUUUGACCCAUUUUGCCAAAGGAAAGGAAGUUGCCUAAUAAUUAUGCACACCUGAUAUAGGGUGUUGAUGUCAUUAGACCACACCCCUUCUCAUUACAGAGAUGCACAUCACCUAAUAUGCUUAAUUGGUAGUAGGCUUUCGAGCCUAUACAGCUUGGAGUAAGACAACAUGCAUAAAGAGGAUGAUGUGGUCAAAAUACUCAUUUGCCUAAUAAUUCUGCACUCCCUGUAUAAGAGAGAGCAAGAGAUAGGUUUGUGAAACAUAAAUUACUACCGCUAUUCUGAAGAGAUGGGUUUUGAGGGACUUCUUUAAAUUGUUGAAGACUAGGGGAUAGUCUGAUGGGAGUAGGCAGGCUGUUCCGGAGAAGAGGAGCAGCACGUUAUUGUGGGUUAGCAGUAAGGGUGCGAGCGGUGGAUAGAAGAAGGUCACCGGCCAAGCGGAGAGACCGAGAAGGGACGUACCUAUGAAUUGGUGAAGAAAUGUACUGGGGAGAUAGAGUGGUUUUAGAACUUUAUAAGUGUUAGUAUUUCAAAUUGCCUCAUAGGAUACAGCAAACCAAUGUAACACUGACAGAGGGGUGAGGUGUGAGAGGACCGACUAGAGAGGAAAAUCAGCCUGGCAGCAGCAUUCAUUACAGACUGUAGCAAGGCAAUACAGCUUCUGGGGAGACCAAUUAGAAGAGAAUUACAUUAAUCAAUGUUUGAAUUUGCAAGGACAAGCUUUUCAGUAGAAUUCUGUGUACAGAAGGGGUGAAUGCAGUCAUUGGUUUUCAGAUGUUUUUUAAAAUGAGAGUAUUACAUAUAUUUUACACCACACAGGUCUUGCACUAAAGUUGAGAACCAACAGAGGAUGUUUGUUAUUCGCUAUAUGAUGUUAUCUAACCUUGAUAUCCAUGGGUUUCACAUGCAAAUCAUAUUUUCAUAUGUUUUAACAGUGUCUUUGAUAGAAUGUCAUGUUGUACCUAUGGUUUGGUAUCAUUUAAACAGUUAAUGACUAGGCCGUGGGUGGGAUUGUUUUAGUAGCCAGGAAUAAAUUGCUUAGAAAUGUAUUUUGAGGUCAAAUUGGCCCCUUGGCGAACAUAUGUAAGAGUGGUCUUGGAUACAAUGUGCAAAUUUAUGUGUUCCAUCUUCAGUGCUUGUUGAAACAACUGGUUCAACAAACAUAUCCCCAAUAUGAUACAAGAUGCUACUCCAUCCCCAAUUAAUCCAACACAAGGCUAAAUGAGAUUAGGAGAUAUGGGGCUAAUCAUACUGGAAUCACAUUGUAUUGUUUAUGUAGUACUGUAUAGUAUUAUUGAGUAUAGUAUUAGAAUACUAUAAUUUUCCAUGAACUACUACCGCAAUUUUAAGAUGUAUUGUGUACUGCCAUGAUUCAACCUUAGUAAGCCCUCUUCUUUGUUUUGUUCACAGCGUCAACAGAACAGAAAUCAAGUUUGGUCGCAGAUCUUUCUAUUUUUCCGCAACCUGGUAAUACGUAACGAGAGGAACAGGCGUGACGCAAAUUGGCGGUGACAUUUCUUUAUGAGCCACUGAAGUCUCUGCAUACGUUACAAGAGAAGACACGAAAACUAUCUACUGUAUCUUUCUGCUCAAAGAUUUUCCUGUAAAUCGAACGUUAGGGUAUCGUCAGGGAAUUGUGGUCAAACACUGUUAAGUAAACUGCUUGCACAAACUUCUGUAAAUAUGUAAAAUCCAUUUAAAACCAGCAAAAAAGUAACAUGAAAGGUAACCAAAUCUGCAUAGCCCUGUUACGUGCCUUAGUGGAUUGUGCAAUUUUUUGGGGGGGGUCAAAAACUGUGAGAGCGAGAAUUCCAUUUCCGGGAAUAAUGUUUAAUCCACCCUUGGUUCAAAUUGGAUUGAUUUGGUUAUUGGACGUAUUUUUCAUGGAGAUCAUGGUUUAACUGAGUGUUGCUUAAAGUUUUUCAUUAUUUCCAGGGCAGGACAAUUUAAAUACUAAGUAAAUAUAGAAAGAUAAUUGUAAGCAUUUGUUUGUCUGAUAUUGUAAUGGCACUAUUGAAAAUUUCGUGUUGAAGAGUAGCACUAUUUUUAAAUACUAUAUAAAUACUGUGUGUAUCUGUUUGUAACUUUGUAAGUAUGGUGGGUUGGAGAUCAACCCUACGUUUGUUCUAUGAAAUUGUGAAAAGGACAGCCCAAAGCAAACAGGUUAAUCCCCAAAAUAUGUAGGAUUACCCGUAAAGCAGGCAGUCUGGGUAGGCUCCAGGCUAGAGUAGACUGUGCUACCCUACAAUCCUUCUACCUACAGAUAUGUGCACUGCUCCAGAGGGCUAACAGUUAUCUGUGAAACCUAGAAUGUUCUGGUCAAAUGCAGAAGAUUCUCAAGUUUAUCUAGCAAAUAAGUUGUCUUACUUGGCGUACAGUGAAAGAGUGAAGAUGUGACCUAAGUUUUAUACCUGAUGGGUUUUCUGCCUUCUGUGGUAACAUCAUAUAUUGUUUAUAUAGUAAAAAGGCAAAUUUUUAGGGCUGGAAUUGGGAACUGAAUUAUAUGUAUGAGAAGGACACAUUGAAAUCCCAGCCUUGAAGUUCCUCGUCUUUACUCAAACCCACAUUGACCUUAGUAGAGAUGAAUUAAAAAACUUUAACCAGAGGAAGCUUGAAUCCCCUACAUUUCCCUACAUUUAACAGAUCUGGGUAGGACAGGUUUAACCAUAAGGCCACUCUAGGUGGCCGCCUAGGACUCAGGUGUCCUGACUGUCAACCUUCAUAGGGCCUCGUGAGAUCCAGCAGGGUCCAUGGUGCUGGUGCUAAAGGGUCCAGCAGAUUUUGCUUCCCUAGCUGGGCCUAAGUUUUUUUUUUUUUUUUUUGUGAUCAGUUGUGGUAAUUAUCAGGAUUACAUAUUCACUAGCUAUUUGUUAAGAAUAAUGUAAAUUCACGUUAUCAUUUGCACGUCAGUAACAUUUUGAUAGAAUGUACUUGGCUUAUGAACAACCCAUUUUAAGAUGUGCAUGUAUAAACAAAUCAAAUGAGAUUAGAAGUGUUUUGCUGGGCAGAUAAGUUAGGCCAAGUGUUUUUCUUAAAGCGUUUGAACAUUUCAAGAGUGGAUAACUGAAUGUGACUCAUUUAAAACCAAAUAGGUAAAUACUCGUGAAAUUCUAUCACUAUUAACCUUUAGUUCCGAUGUGGCUGUGACAAUAUUCUAGUUGAAGUCUCUAUUAGUAUUAUUAGAAUUGCAUUUACAAUUAAUUAAACUUUAAAAUGAAUGCAUGAUUCACAUUAAUCUGAAAUGAAAUGUGUGUGAUCCAUAAUACUGCAGAUUAAACCCGUGCCCAAGGAGUAGAAAUAAAAUAAUUAAGACCAAUCCGGGGAUUUUACAUGUUCCUUUUAGGUUGAGUCCCUUCUCUAAGGAACAGGGUAAAACUAAAAAUGGCCCAAGAAAAAGGGAAGCUAUAAUCUUACUUAUAAUAAAUAGAAGUUUGUCCAGUUCCUUGUUAAUGAGUGAGAAAAUGUUGUAACUUGUGAGUUUUAUUCCAGUAGUACUCUGUGAUAAUCUCAAACACAUAGAUCUGUGAGCUUUAUUACGGGGGAGCUCUGGGACGUAGUGCUCAUAGCCGUGGUUAUGGUUGCAAUCGAACACUAUGAUAUGCACAUAUACACCAUCUAUCCCUGUGAGGUUAAUUUUCAAGAAUCUCUGGGAUACAACAAUGAACACUUUAUAUUGCAGUGGAUAUUAUUGCUGUGGAUUUCUGUGAUAUGCUCACAACAUAUAUUACUGUGGGUUUUAUUGCUGUGGAGCUCCGUAAACACUCACAACACACAUUGCUGUGAGUUUUAUUAUUGUGGAGUUUUGUGAUAUUGCACACUGCAUAUUGCAGAAGUUCUACUGCAGUAGACCUCACUCAAUGUGUUUUGUAAUAUGACUUUUGCUGUGAAUACUGUUAUUAUACAUAUGGCAUUUUUUUGUCCUUAAAUGCCGCCAGCCUGUUUCAGGCAUAUUUCAUUGUUAGCCCAGAGUCCCCUGGAACACUGAGAGAAAAACAACAUCCCCAAAUAUAUAAUUUGUGACAGUGCUGCUUUAAUGCACUAUAUUUGAAGUUCAUUUUACAGAGCCACACGGGGUUAUUGCUUUUGGAGCAGGAUUUUAAUGCAGAGAGUGCGGGUUUAAUGCUACAAUUUUGGGAAUAAUGCAGCAGGUGCGGGGUUAAAACAGCAGGUGGUGAGUUUAAAAACACAAGUUGUAUUGUGUAAAGAAUUGGUGUCAUAGCACAUUUUAGGGUUGGCAAUAAGGCAUACGGUAGUAUAGUAUAGAGUGUGGCUUGUACGUGUCCCUAACAUUUACACUUGGUCUGAAGCUACUGGUGUCUUUUUGUCCCUGGAUUAUACUUUCAAUGUGGAAGCAGAGUGCUACACAUAUAGACUCCAGGCACUAUGGCGACUUCAAAUCACUGAAGUGGUCAUGGUGCCUGUAAUAACCAUUCACAGGAAAACUAAAGUGUUAGAAAAACAAAGUUGUUUUCCUGGCUCUAUAGCUCCUUAUAGUACCCCCUUACCUUGUGCCAGCCCCCCUCCCUCCUCAUAGUGGGCAGAAGGUGUUAAACCUGCUUCAAGCGCCAAUGUCCCUUGGCACGGGAUCAGGCUCCACCUCCUCUUCUCUGCCGUCAUCAGGCACAGGGUGACCUAAUGCGCAUGCGGGGCGAGCGCAGCGCUUUCAUUAAGACUUCCCCCAUAGGAAAGCAUUGUAUAAUGCUCUCCUAUAGGGUUUUGGGUGAGGCUGGAUGUCGUAACAAAGUCGCCUAACAACCUGGAAGUCCUUCUAGUGGCUUUUUGGUAGACAGCCACUAGAGGUGGAGUUAACCCACAAAGGUAAUUAUUGCAGUUUAUCAAAAACUGCAAUAAUUACCAUUGCAGGGUUAAGGGCCCUGAAACACUGGACCUAGACCACUUCAAUGAGCUGAAGUGGUGUGGGUGUCUAUAGUUCCACUUUAAGUAGGCUUUCAGCUCUGCAGAUGUCACCACUUCCAACAGACUUGCUGUGCAUCUUCAUUCUAUUAGUAAGCAAUGCAAAUACGGUUAUCAUAUUUAUUUGUUUUGAUCUGUAUUUUGCAGUACUCUACGGUCCAUACAGUAAAUAAUUUUUUUUAAAUGGAGUAGCGAGAUUGCUAGGAGCAGCUCAGUCUAUGACAUUGGCAUACAGCCAGGUACACAGAUAAAAUCCACUUCAAUAGAGCUGUACAUUCAUUUUUCUUAUGGACUUCUGGCUGGUCUAUGUUAAGACACUUUUUUUCUAUAUUUAAUCUUGUUUUUAAAGGGUUUUGGUUUUUUUGGGGAGGUUGUUAAGUAGUCUUUCACUGGAUGGAAUUUGAGGGUAUGUGGGCUUCACUUGAUUAGACUGAAUUUUGCAAGUAUAAAAAUAUCUCAUUUUAAUUUAAAAAAAAAAAAAAUUAAGGCUAUAAUAUCGAUGCUGUAACUAUUGAUGGACUAGAAAAUGUUCCAAAUCCGCUGCUAUGUAAAAUUAGCAGUUAUUUUUUCAGUUUCUUACAGCGUGGUUUUUAGUAAAAGAACCACUAUGUGUAUCAAUGGCAAAUUAUUAUUUCUACAGUGCUUCUUAGAGAAAUGAAAGCUAUUGCUGUACAGCGCUGAAAAAUAUAUUGGCAAUCCACAAAUAAAAAUAUUAGUUUAAAUAGGAAAAAGAAGCAUUUUAUAAUAUUUAGUGAUACAUUUAACACAUGUUCAUUCUUGUAAUCUCAAUGAUGUAAUAAUCUAUAAAAUGAACAUCCAGUCAAUUCUGGUAGGUGGUGUGUGGACUGGGACAUCUGCCCAGAGCUCGGCUAAUGCAAACACACACGUAUUGGCAAAAAGUCGAAUCAUUUCAAAAACAAUACUGCAACAUAUGCAUUGUGAAAGAAACUCGGGCAACAUGUCCCGAAAAUUUGGGAUAUUUUACAUAUACAUUAAGUAAUGUUAAAAAUAUUUAACCCCUUAAGGACACAUGACGUGUGACAUGUCAUGAUUCCCUUUUAUUCCAGAAGUUUGGUCCUUAAGGGGUUAAAGGGACACCAUACUCAAUUAAGUGGUCUGGGUGUAGUGGCCCUGUCCUUUUAACCAUGCAGUCUAACUCACUGCAGUUUUUUCUUCGGUUUGCACUGCAUUGACAGAGUAAAACGUAUGAUGCAGGGGAGCUUGAAGGUGCACAGUGCUAGCCACACAUGCGCAUUAGGUCCUCAAUUGGAUUGGAUCAUUGCAAAGGAGGACAUGCCUCCUCCAUGAAGUCACAGGAGGCGGAGAGGUCAGCAGUGUCGAGGGAGACUCAACGCUGGAAAAAGGUAAGUAAAAAUGUACAUUUAUUUCAUUUUUAUUGCACACAGGGGGUGUUGGUUACAAUAGCGUUGGGAUCAAAAUUUUGCGUUCCGAAUGCUUUGCGUCAAUUAUAAGUUAAGAGUUGUAUAUUGCAGUUUCUCUUUAAAGUUGUUUUCAGGAUUAUCACGAGUCACAUUAUGGCGCCAUCUGUUCAGUGACUGUUUAAAUAUGUUGUGUGGCCACCUGUUACUUGUAAUUGCUGAUAAAGGGCUUCAGCUAUUUAACUAUUUUCUUGCCAUACUGGUUUUUAGGCAGAUGAUCUAAGUUAUCCUUUUCUUAAUGUAUGAUUAGGGAUCUUUUUAAAUGAGACUCAAGAUGUCUAGACUAAAGUAGAUCCAUUACUAUAGGGUGCAGACUAUUGGUUGGCCAUGUAUCCUAGAUACAUUAAGGUUGCCUGAAUUCUAAUUGAGCCUGAAUGCAACCAGAGUUUUCAUGAGCUCACACAGGUAUCAGUGAUAUUUUUCAUACAUAGUUGCCAAACACUGAAGUCCGUUUGGAUUUAAGAAAGAAAAACCCCUCUGCAUGUGUGCACACACGUAUUGUACCCUCAGGAUAAUUUAAAGGAACUCUAUAGCAUUAGAAAUACAAAACUGUAUUUCCCUGCCCAUGGCUGAAUGUCCUCCCCCCUUAUGCCUGGUGUUAAAAAGGUUAAAAAAACAACAACUUUUAACACAUACUUCUUUUCAGCGACGAGGACCCUCAAUGCUGAAUCUGUCUCUGCGUCUUCCAGCUUAGCAAUGGGGGGAACAUAAUGCUAUGCGCCGCAAGUGCAGCCCGCAUAUUAGAUCUUCCCCCAUAGAAAAAAAAUGUAAUCGAUGAUUUCCUAUAGGGAUUUUGAAGAUGCUGGACAUCCUCACGGAAACCCCAUUAACCACCAGGAAACAUUGCAGUUUCUCUAAAAAUGCAUUGUUUUACAUUGCAGGGUUAAGGGAACAGAGACAUUGUAUCCAAAAGACAUCAGUGAGAUGAAGAGGUCUGGGUGCCUAGAGUGUCCCUUUAAACUAAAAAAAGUUUUAAUUAGGGAUCGACCGAUAUUGAUUUUUUAGAGCCGAUACCGAUAUUCUGUGAACUUUCAGGCCGAUAGCCGAUAUAAUUUGCCGAUAUUCUGUACAUUUACCAUUUUGGAAAAUAAAAACUAUUUCUAAAGGUAAAUGCACAAAAUAUACAUGCCACGUGUAGUGGAUGCAGUGUGUUUAGACAGGGGAGCUGUAUGUGUUUGUGUAGUGUGUGUAGUGGAUGCAGUGUGUGUUUGUGUAGUGUGUGUAGUGGAUGCAGUGUGUGUUUGUGCAGUGUGUGAGUGGAUGCAGUGUGUGUUUGUGUAGUGUGUGUUUGUGUAGUGUGUGCAGUGUGUGUUUGUGUAGUGGAGGCAGUGUGUAUUUGUGUAGUGUGUAGUGGAUGCAGUGUGUAUUAGUGUAGUGUGUAUAUAAUGAAAGCAGAGUGUUUGUGUAGUGUGUAUAUAAUGAAAGCAGAGUGUUUGUGUAGUGUGUGGGUAGUGUCCGUAAAGUGAAUGCAAAGUGUGUUUGUGUAGUGUGUGUGUAUAUAAUGAAUGUAGUGUGUUUAUAUAAUGCAGAGUGUGUGUGUGUAUAUAAUGCAGUGUGUUUGUAUAGUGUGUGUAUAUAAUGCAGUGUGUUUGUAUAGUGUGCAUUAAAUAAACACACUACACACACACUGCAUUAUAUACGCACACUACACACACACUGCAUUAUAUACACACACUACACAAACACACUGCAUUAUAUACACAAACACUGCAUUAUAUACACACACUACACAAAAACACUGCAUUAUAUACACACUACACAAACACACUGCAUUAUAUACACAGUGUGUUUGUGUAGUGUGUGUGUGUGUAUAUAUUGCAGAGUGUGUAUAUAAUGCAGUGUGUUUGUGUAGUGUGCAUUAUAUAAACACACUACACAAACACUGCAUUAUAUACACACAAUAUACAAACACACACACUCUGCAUUAUAUACACAGUGUGUUUGUGUAGUGUAUAUAAUGGAGUGUGAGUGGGCAUUUUUUAUUAAAUUAUUAUUUAUUUUUCAUAUUUAAUUAUUAUUUAUUUUUGUUGCCCCCCCUCCCUGUUUCAUACUUGGCCAGGGAGAGGGGAUAUAGCAGUCCCUGGUGGUCCAGUGGCAUUGGCUGAGCUGUGGGGGGGGUGGGCAGGCAGCAAGCGCUUACUCACCUCCCAACAGCUCCUCCAGCUCCCCAGUGUAACUCUCGCGGCCAGCGUGCCGCGCGGAGCGUUGCCAUGGUAACCCAUGGCAACACUCUGACGGCUGCGGGUCUCGCGAGAGUUACACUGGGGAGCUGGAGGAGCUGCUGGGAGGUGAGUAAGGGCAGGGCCGGACUGGGAGAAAAAUUCGGCCCGGGCAUUUUUUUAACACAGCGGCCCACUAAAAAGGGGGCGGGGCAGAGGAGGUGUGUUUUGUCAUCACCAAUGACAAACACGCCUCCUCUCAAAGUGAGCAUGUUGGUUCAAUGCUCUUCCAGGGCAGACCAUGCGCAGAGCUCUGCUGAAGAGCUCUAGCAUGAGAAAAAAGUCCUGUAUUUGUUCUGCACAGUGCAAGCAAAUUUAAUAACAUGCUUGCACUGUGUUUCCUUGCAACUUGUCUCUGGUGUCUCUAUAAAUGGAUACCAGGAGACAAAAGGCCAGGACAGAGUAUUGUGCAUGUGUUUGGAGCCUGCUUGUGGUAUUGCGUGUGUGUAGAGUGAGCUGGUCGUGGUGUGGUAUUGUGUAAUAAGGUCGGUUUUAGUCGUGUUGUGUUUGUGGUGUAAUGUGAUGCAUAUGUGGCUCAGGGACCCCCUCCCGCCCGGCUCUGGAAAGGGGUUAAAACUUACCUUUUUCCAGCGCCGGGCGGGGAGCUCUCCUCCUCCGAUCCGCCCCGUCGGCUGAAUGCGCACGCGCGGCAAGAGCUGCGCGCGCAUUCAGCCGGUCGCAUAGGAAAGCAUUUAUAAUGCUUUCCUAUGGACGCUUGCGUGCUCUCACUGUGAUUUUCACAGUGAAAAGCACGCAAGCGCCUCUAGCGGCUGUCAAUGAGACAGCUGCUAGAGGCUUUGGGGGAAGGCUUAACCCAUUGAUAAACAUAGCAGUUUCUCUGAAACUGCUAUGUUUAUAAAACAAUGGGUUAACCCUAGAAGGACCUGGCACCAAGACCACUUCAUUAAGCUGAAGUGGUCUGGGUGGCUAGAGUGGUCCUUUAAGAGUGUAGUGUGUGUGUAUAUAUAUAUAUAUAUUUGGAAGUAUUGUGUAUGUGUGUGGUGCAGUGUGUUGGGGGGGUUCUGUGUGUAUGUGAGGGGUGCAGUAUGUGUGUGUGUGAGGGUGCGGUGUGUGAGAGUGCCGUGUGUGAGUGAUGGGUGUGAGAGUGCCGUGUGUGAGUGAUGGGUGUGAGAGUGCUGUGUGAGAUGGGUGUGAGAGAGUGCUCUGUGAGAGUGCUGUGAGAGAGUGCUGUGUGUGUGUGAAAGUGCUGUGUGUGAUGGGUGUGAGAGUGCUGUGUGUGUGUGAGUGCUCUGUGAGAGUGCGCUGUGUGUGAUGGUGUGAGAGUGCUGGGUGUGAGAGUGCUGUGUGUGAUGGGUAAGAGAGUGCUGGGUGUGAGUGAUGGGUGUGAGAGUGCUGUGUGAGAGUGCUGUGUGUGAUGGGUGUGAGAGUGCUGUGUGAGAGAGUGCUGUGUGUGAUGUGUGAGAGUGCUGUGUGAGAGUGCUGUGUGUAAUGUGUGUGAGAGUGCUGUGUGUGAUGGGUGAGAGUGCUGUGUGUGAGAGUGCUGUGUGUAAUGUGUGUGAGAGUGCUGUGUGUGAUGGGUGAGAGUGCUGAGAGUGCUGUGAGAGUGCUGUGUGUGAUGGGUGUGAGAGUGCUGUGGGAGAGAGUGCUGUGUGUGAUGGGUGUGAGAGUGCUGUGGGAGAGAGUGCUGUGUGUGAUGGGUGUGAGAGUGCUGUGGGAGAGAGUGCUGUGUGUGAUGGGUGUGAGAGUGCUGUGGAGAGAGUGCUGUGUGUGAUGGGUGUGAGAGUGCUGUGGAGAGAGUGCUGUGUGUGAUGGGUGUGAGAGUGCUGUGGGAGAGAGUGCUGUGUGUGAUGGGUGUGAGAGUGCUGUAUAAAUGUUAUUGUGUGUGUGUGUAGGGGGGGUAAAUAAAAAAAAAAAAGUCAUUAUUUCCCCCCCUCCCUUCUUACCUUUAGCCUGGGAGGGGGGGUCCGGCACGCUGGAAGGCGGGGUGGCGGUGUUCCCUGGUGGUCCUCGUGGGUGAGUGAACUCUAGCCUGUGAGGCUAGAGUUCACUCUCGCGAGAUCCGGUCGUUGCCAUGGCAACGCGCCGGAUCUCGCGAGAGGAACCCGGCGGAGCUGCAAGUUAGAGCUCCGCCGGGUCCUCUCUCCAGCCUAGCUGGCUGUCCCUCCCUCCCUCCCCGCCGGCGGCCGCAUGUGGGCCGGUCAGGGAGAUCCUUGAUCUCCCCACCGGCCCGUCGUGACAAACAGCGGGGCCGGCGCUAGGAGAGUGCCGGCCCUGCAUAGACCGGCAGGGGAGAUCCUGUGAUCUCCCCUGCCGGCCUCGGCCCAUGGCCACCGCGGCCCACCGGGCAUUUGCCCGGUGUGCCCGAUGGCCAGUCCGGGCCUGAGUAAGGGCUUGCUGCCCGUCCCCCCCCAGGACCGUCGGGCUUGUAAUGAGACUGGCGGUCCUAGGAUGUAUUACAGGCAAUAUCGGUAUCUGAAUUGUAAGUUAAUGUUGAGUAAUAUGAUGGAUCAUGGAGUAUUAAAGGAGAACACUAAGUAUAAAUGCCAGAGCCCCUCAUUUUUUAUGGGUGGAGAGAGCAAACUGUUUUUGUAUUCUCAUAGAUUUGCAAGUAUACACUAAUGACACAGUUACUGGCUAAAUAGAGUGCCAGAAUUUGUGGAGAAAGCAUAGUGGCAUUGACCAUUUCAUAGAACAUUUAUUCGAAACUGCUAAAUAUUCAUCCGUGGCACAGUCUGAUCGACACUUGUAAUAAAGGAUGACCUUAAGGUCCUUCUUGCCAACCUGCACAAAAUGAUGGACAGAAGUUAAGGUGAUCAGAGACUGCAUCCAGGCAUCAGAAGAAGAUGUUAUGGACAGUGAGGCCACUGUGGCUACAUUGAAUGACACGGUCCAACAGUUACGGGUCAACCAGCAAUCACUACCUUUGCAAAUGACCUUCCUGUGAGGAUCGUCACUGAGGCAAUCAUGUAAAAAUCCGCGGCAUCACCACUGCUAUUCAGGCGGACAAAUUGCCUCAUUAUAUUAGGCAUUCUACCACCCACCGUGGUCAAGAAAAUGAUCCUAGACAGGGUCUACAGAGUUGCAAGCAAUACCAAGGUGUCAGCUGUUUUUCUUCAUUGGAUAGGAACUGCAUCAUGGCAGCCUUACAUGAUAAAACACAGCUACAAUUUGCCAAGACUUCUCUAGAGCCACUCUACAAUGGCAUGAGGGCCAUUACCUACUGCUACGAGCUAACGGAGUGUCCUACAGAUAGGGAACCCCAGGCUGCUGAAUUAUAGUGUGAAGUAAAACCCCUCCCCCCAACUCUCUCUCCCCUCCCCUCCCCCUCCAGGGCCUCCUUAUUUAGGGGUAUCCUAUUCUACUUCCCACACCUGCAAAUGCCACUUACUUCCUCAACCGACUACAUGGCACUUAGUACGGCACACUUAACCAUGUAUGACUUAUGGCUAAGCAUUUAUUGCUCUUAUACGAUACGUUAACAUUUUUAACACUGUUAUGCUGAACCCUCCUGUGUUUAGGGAUGAAUAAGUUUGAAUAAUAUGUUUCUUCCCUUAAUAGGACCCAAGCAAGGCUUAGGUGUUCUGGUGGUGUGCCACCUGAUCCUGUCACCAGGGUCCUAUGAUUACUAUACCCAUUUACAAAACAUUUGAGCAAGUUAUCUAUCAUGCUUUCUUAUUAUUGUUAGGUAAUAUCUUUUCUAUAACAAUUAAUUGGCAAUUGUUUCUUAUUGUGUAUUUGCUAUGCAUUGCAAAAAAACAUUUAAAGGGACACUAUAGUCACCUGAACAACUACAGCUUAUUGUAUUUGUUCAGGUGAGAUCUAUAGCUACCUGCAGGCAAUCUAAUGUAAACACUGUAUUUUCAAAGAAAAUACAGUGUUUACAUUGAUUGAUAGGAAUACCUCCAGUGGCCAUCACUCAUCACUAAAAAGGCCUUGUACACGUCAGACGUAUUAAAAUUAAACUGUGUGCGCGCCUUCUCUCUCCUGCCUGUCAGCAGAGGAGAGGGGGCGGGCAAAGACCACGAGCUAAGCUGUCAAUCAGCUCAGCUUGCGGCCGCGCACACCGCGUGCAUGCGCGGUAGUGUGCUCAGGACUUCAUAGGGCGGCAUGAAUGCCGCCCUAUGAAGUAUGUGCGUCAUUUUGACGAAAUAGGGGGCGCGGCUUCACGAGGCUCCCGGCGCAUUAACCAAGUAAGUAAAAUCGUCUGCCUGGAGAGUCCCUUUAAUUUAAAGAAUUUUUAAAAAAAAUUAUAAAAAAAAUUCACCAGUAACAAGUCCACAUCAAUGAUGUUCUAUAUCAACCUUGGCAAUGGACAGGGUUCAUGAUGGAAUUAUUUGAGUCACUAUACACUGUUAUGUUCAUUUGAAUCAGUUAUCCUAACUAGUCUGCCCUUUUAUACAAUAGUACAUGUUAGUUUAGGAUGCUUCAUUGUACUUCAUCUCAUCGUCCAUUGAAAUCACCCUCCAAUCUACGAACGUGUCAUGUUAACGUUGUGUUCUAAAUUAUCAGUAGAUUUUUAUCUAUUGGCAAGUUUGUUUGUUUUUUUUUUUAUUAUGCAUGGAAGAUACACUUUUAUUUAGUUCACACUCUCGACUAUCUUUUACUGUAUAUCUGUUACAAAUUAGAUGUAGCUAGUCAUUAAAUCAUGGUUACACUCAUAUACCUGAAAUUUGGUAGUGGAAAAUGAAGAACCUAAACAUGCUAUAAAUACGAUCAAAAAGUAAUCGAUGGAUAAUAAAACAUUGUAAUAAUUCAUGAUUUCCUAAUUAUCUUAAAAGGCAGCUCAAACUACAUAUUAUGAGUCAAUUGCUCAUGAUAUGUAGUUCAUUGCAACCUCGCAGUUUUUACCAGUGUAGUGGAGACCCUCAUUUUCUAAUGGGCAGAGUCUAAUGCAAGUGGUUUUUAUAGAAUGUAAGAGAAUGUUUAAGAAAGGGUAUCCAACUGAUUUUACAGUACAAGAAUUGGUUGGAAAGCUAAUGUCAUGUGUACAAUUUAGUGACCAGUAAAUCUGUUCAGAAACCACAAGCCUAGACCAGGGGUGCUUAAAAGGUACACCAUGCAGAUGUUGUAGAACUACAGCUACCAUGAUGCUUUGUAUGCCUUUGCAUGUGUUCAGAAUGACAAAGCAUCAUGGAAGCUGUAGUUUUAAAACAUCUGGGGAUCUACCUUUUGGGCACCCCUGGCCUAUAUAUUCUGUAUUCUUCUUACUAGUAUACUUCAAAGUACGCAGUAACCACUGCUGUUGUUUCCUGCAUUUUUUGAAUGCUGAGCCAGUAUACAUGUUAUUCCUUUGUCAUUAGAAUGGUGGGCUGUGAGACUGUACUGUAAGCCCACGCGCUUUUCUGUCAAAUAUAAUUUGUUGAUAUGCUUUCUUUUACUCCUUAUGCACUUGUUUCAAUGCCAUAAUGUAUUUGAAGGGCUCUGUAAAAUUUUAGCUGUUGAUGUAUAAUGUCAUACUGCAAAGAUUGGCUCAGAUUGGACAGCACCAAGAUCAAAUGUGAGCAUAACAUGCUCUGGACUGUCCUUUAACCUAUGUAAAUAGCCAUGAUUAUUCCAUUGAUAAAAAAAUAAGUAUUUUUCUUUUAUAAUACCAAAUUUCCAUAGUUUCCAUUUUAUUAUUACAGCAUAUAAAUUGGUGGUUCUUCCAAAAUUUUUAUGAAUGUUGACCCCACUUUGUAUGAAUGUUGACAUUUUUAAUAAUAUAAAACACUAUGCAAUGCUGAUCAACAGGAAGCCAUGUUGUAAUUCAAAAUGGCUUCCUAUUUUCCAACAAUUAGGGGGUAUUUUGUUUUUCUGAAUCAAGGAAAAUAUGGGGACAAGUUGCUUUAACCUUGGGUUUAUAUGUACAGUGUGUAAUUGUAAAUAUAUAAUCGGUCUGUGUUUCUGUAAUUGUUAUCAGUUGCCUAUAUAACUAAAGAUAUGAAAAGGGAUGUAUAUUGUAUACAUCUAGUGUAUUUUGUUGGCUUACAAACAUAUUCUAUUCCACAUUGGUUAACGGGUUAAGUCUAGAAAUGUUGAUAAUGAUUUGACAGUAGAGGGAAUCUAUCACUGACGCCGUUUGUGUGUUUUGUUUUUUUCCCCAUAUAUUCUAUUUGCUAUGUGUGUAAAUCGUUACUUCAAACCUUAUUGACUCCUUAUUUUUUUAGAUAUGCCAAUUGGACAUUAUUCUUUAGGUCACCCCCCCCCCCCAAAAAAUAUAAAAAUCAAUAAUUAAUCAAAUUAAAAAAUUAAUUACAUGAUAUCCAGUGACAUUCCACUACCCCAUCUGAUUUGACGGCAGCCGUUGUGAGGUUCAAUCAAUUGCUCAGAGCCCAAUAAAGGGGAGGGAGCAAGGAGAUGGGUGCAUUGUUUUGUUUUUAACUUACGGAGGCUGGGAGGGCUUCAAUGAAGGUGCGUGAGAGGGAAAGAAGAUAAAUGCUUCCCUUUGCAAAAUCUGUCUACAAAGGAGUAGCUAAUUACAUUCAUUGACAGAAUGCAGAGGCAGAUGUAUUUUUUGCACAGAAUUGACAUUUGUCAUUUUGGAACAUAGUUUCUGGCUGCCAAAUUCACGUGUUUAACUAAAGCCUGGCACAUAUGUGCAAAUACUUUUGAUUGUGCAGCGUUUCGAACAGAGACCCUGCACAUAGACACUCCUUACCACCAUAAUAGAAGGCUCAUGUUUUUCAAAGUUCACUGGCCUAGAGAUGUUGUAGAAAUUAACAAUGUAUUUGGAGAGAAGGAUUCUGCCUCUGCUGGUAAAAUGUUUUUAACACUUCCUUAUAGUGUGCCGGGUCUCUUGGUGACUCAAACAGAUAAGUGGAUUGACAAUGACCCUUGACUGUUGAUUUUAGUAAGUGAAGCACAGCCAGUCUCCAGUGAGGACUGUUGAACAGUGUUGGAAAGGUAAAGUUUGCCAGAGAUAGAGACUGUGAUCCCAGUUUGGGUUUUGAUCAAGAAUCCUAUUUCUCAUUUUCUAAGAGCUAAAGGGCAUCUUGAUUUUCAGAAAAACCCUGGUACUUGUAUGAAAUUGCGAAUAUUAUUUAAUAUGUUUUUAUUUCAGAGUGAUUUAACGUUUUUGCUCAUAGAUUGCCAUUGGAAAAAUAGUGGAGUCAUGUAAAAAUUACAAUGGAUUCUAAACCAUAUUGUACACAAAAGAAGGUUCCUUACAAGCAGAAUUUAUAGCACAUGUAUGGCUUACAGGCAUUCUCAAUCAUCACCUUAAACACGCAUUUUAAUGUUUUAUAUAUAGUAUUUACAUGGUCGCUUGCCUCUGUAUGCCCCUUUUUUUUUUUUUAAAUUAACCUUGCUAUGCUAAUGUGGAGAUAAUGGAUACAUAAAUCUAUGCAGAAGAAAAUUCCUCCAUCCACUUAAAGGACCACUAUAGUGCCAGGAAAAAAUACUCGUUUUCCUGGCACUAUAGUGCCCUGAGAAUGCCCCCACCCUCAGGGUCCCACUCCCGUGGCGCUGAGGGGGGAGGAAGGGGUUAAUCCCUUACCUUUUUUCCAGCGCCAGGCUCCCUCGGCACUGGGACUCUUCUCCCUCUUCUUCCGUCAUCAGCUGAAUGCAUUCUCAAUGCUUUCCUAUGGACGCUGGCGUCUUCUCAAUGUGAAAAUCACAGUGAGAAGCGCGGAAGCGCCUCUAGCGGCUGUCAUUGAGACAGCCACUAGAGGCUGGAUUAACCCAAAUGUAAACAUAGCAGUUUCUAUGAAACUGCUAUGUUUACAGCAAAAAGGGUUAAACCUAGCUGGACCUGGCACCCAGACCACUUCAUUAAGCUGAAGUGGUCUGGGUGCCUAUAGUGGUCCUUUAAGACUGCUUUGCCAGUUAACUUCCUAGAUGCUUGAGUCAUUUUUUAACUGGCCACCUUGUCAAAUGAAGUCACAUAUUUAAUGAGAACUUGUCUUCUUCACUUUACAAAUUGGCAGACAGAACAUUGGCUCCUUGGUAUGUAAGAUACUUUUAUUUAGAAAUAUCAAAUACCACGUAAGGACAAAAACAAAAUAAGCAUUUUAUUAAUCAAAAGAUUAAAAAUUGGGAAAAAAUCUGUAAUUAUUAACAAAACUGUUAUCUCUUCAAAUGAUGUUUAAAGACACCUCAAAUAUUAUAAUGGCACCAUGCUUAAAGAGGCACUGCGAUUCUUUUCAUUUUUGGCCUAUUUAUUAUUAAAUAUAACAUUUUUAGAUAUAUACGAUACAGCGCUAUAUCAAUAUAGAUGCUCUGUUUGUUUAUCAUCUUUGUAUCGCUGUCUAGUACCAAUGAUGUCAACAUAAAAACUCUCAUAAAUUUAUAUCCAGUUUGACAAUUCUCCACAUUUGCCACUUUAUUAAAUAAUAAAAGUAUGUUUUAAAAUACACUUUCUCCUGUCUGCAAAGUAGAUGGGGUAUAUCAGGCAAUCAAGCUCAUACCAAGGGCCUGUUACUGAACGCAAGUCAACACCACUACCACAUGCUCUCUACUCAUCACAUGUUCUAGAUUGGUCAGAAUUGUCGUUAAUAUGAAAAGAUGGACUUUCAGAAUUCUAUGUGGGUAGGCCUUAACAUUCUGUCAGUAUACCUAUGGAAGUGGAUUUGGUUUUACUGAAUGUUUAAUGAUAGAUUUCCUUUUAAUCAUUAUAAAGCUGAUUGGAAAUUUGUUAAAGAGAAUCAGUCUCUAUUUUCUGACAUUAGACCUUAAGUUGUAAGUUUUGUGUACCAUAAAAAGUGUGUUAUUUCUGUUUUAUAAGCAGAUAGCAUUGUGUCCUAAUCCAUGGAUAGUCUUUAUAUGUACACAUACCCUUUCUAUCAUAAUUGGAGACCCAGUGACAAUGUAGCAAAUAUAUUAACCAUUUCAUCCAGCAACAAUUGAAAAAUGUAUUAAACCUGGAAGGACCAAUGACCUUUGCUGUCAUAACAAUCUCGUCUUAAAGGAUCCUAUUCCAGAAUGAAUUGCCCUGUAUAUAUAAAUAGACAAUAGAAGCACCUUAACCACUUCAACACACUGAGUUGUCAAUGUAGUACAGGCUAUGUUGGCAUAUAGUGUUAAAGUUAUACUCUAGUGCUAGGGAUACAAUGUUGUAUAACCCUCCAUGCAGUGUAAGGGUUAAUAGGAUUGGAUUUAGGCAAACAAUAGAUUUGUCCAUUAACCCCUUAAGGACACAACUUCUGAAAUAAAAGGGAAUCAUGCCGGAAUAUUUCCAUCAUGUGUCCUUAAGGGGUUAAGAGUUAUUAUGUAACAAAAAAAUACAAGCAACCUGGUGAUUCUUGAUAAUUAAGCAUCAAAGGGCACAUUAUAGUUAAAUUUAGAAGAGUUUUGCAGAUUUCUUUAUAUUGUAUAAUUAUUGCAUUUGUGUCCACUUUGUGUUUGUGUAUGGAAGUGUCACACAUGCAAGCUGGUAUUUCAUAAACUCCAUGUUGAAAUGGUUAAUUCUGUGUGCUAUUGGGACUUCCACUGCUUGGGAUGCGAUGCAUUCUGUAUCUGAAAUGUGAUGUUUAUUCAUAUGUUCUCUUUUUGAUAUUUGACACUGUUAAUGGUUUUUAAAAAAUAAAUAAAAAAUAUUAUAAAUAAAAGCUAGUUUCUGUGUCUUUUUGCCUGUGACUAGAGAAUGUGGAGUUGUUAUACAUAGUAAGGGAUUUUACAGUAAAUAGAGCACAGAUGAGAAUAGGAUAGGGGACUGCAAUUGUUUUGGGCCUAAAUAACUAAAGUGGAAUAAUACCAACUUCGCUAUAUCUUCAGCUCAGUAAUUUAGUGAGUAAACCUAAGUAAUAAACAAGUUGGCAUCGUGUUAUCCAGUAGAAUACGGGGGCAGUGGUGUCAGUCAUGCCAGAUGAUAUCCCGAAAGGGGUGCACUCAGCACCACAAUACCGUCUCUGCAUUGUCCAUAUUGUAGCGUGACUGAGCUGUUCACAAUCCUAUGCCAUAUCUGUCAGUGUACACAAUGUACACUCUGUUCGUCUUCGCUUAACAUUGCUAACUGCAUUCAGGUUACACUGAUAGGCUGGGCAGAGGAUCUGAACUGUGAGUAGUCUGCAAUAGUCAGGUCAGAUGAUCUGGAUUGUGAAUUGACCAUGCAACAGUCUAGACAGGUGACAGACAUGGCCAGAUUAACCAUUAAGAAGAGUAUGCAUUUGUUUUGAUGGGAGACUUAAAGGAUCACUAUAGGGUCAGGAACACAAACAUGUAUUCCUGACCCUAUAGGGUUAAAACAACCAUCUAGCCCCUCUGGGUCCCUCAUGCCUCCAUAAAUAUAGUAAAAAAGUUACUAUUUUCAAGCCUGAAGCUGUAACUCUGCAUGCUGUUAGACUCAGAAAAACAAGCAGUUUGCUGACAUCAUCAACCUGAUCCAAUCACAAUGCUUCCCCAUAGGAUUGGCUAAGACUGACAAGGAGGCAGAUCAGGGCAGAACCAGCAUGAUUCAAACACAGCCCUGGCCAAUCAGCAUCUCCUCAUAGAGAUGAAUUGAAUCAACAAAAUCUCUAUAUGAAAAGUUCAGUGUCUGCAUGCAGAGGGAGGAGAUACUGAAUGUUUGGAUGCAUUUUAGGCAGCCAUGACCCAGGAAGGAUCUCUAACAGCCAUCUGAGGAGUGGCCAGUGAAGUUAUCACCAGGCUGUAAUGUAAACACUGCAUUUUCUCUGAAAAGACAGUGUUUACAGCAAAAAGGCUGACGGUAAUGAUUCUACUCUCCAGAACAAAUUCAAUAAGCUGUAGUUGUUCUUGUGACUAUAGGAGCUAUAACACCAGGAGCCUUGGCCAGUGUCCACUGUAGUCCAGCCAGCCUCCUAUCUGUCAUAGCAGACCUGCAGGGACAGUUAUAGCCUGUUUAACACUCAGCACUGGCCCAGCUCCUCCAUGUGUGAGGCUGGACAGGAAGUGGAAGGGAUCACUUCCCAUCUGCCCACUAGCAGCCUCUCACACAGGAAGUGCCUUGCAGUAGGAGCAGAGAUAGCUCUCAGUGAUAAACACUGUAUAACCUCUCCUGCAGCUCUGAUAUUAUCAAUCUGACUGGACUACAUAAAACACAGGAGGGUGAGUACUUUGUAAAUAACCCUUCAACCCCUAGCUCUCAAAGCUUAAACCUGGAAUAAGCCAUUUACCCUUAUCCUAUGUUUAACUAAACACCUCAUGUAUCCCAAUACCACAUUUAACCCAACUCUAGCCCAAAAUUAAAUUACCCUAAUCACUUCUAAUAUUAUCUUCAACCCUGUAUGUAUUUACAUAGCUGCAUGCACUCACUAUCCUCACAGAUUCAAACAUAAUUACAUUAGAAUUAGAAAUAGGCACAUUCAUAAAUACAUAUUUGUCCACCAUGUUUGUAUAUGUUCUUAGGCACGCAAUGUUCAUUUAAUAAAUUCAUUACCCUUACCUUAUCUGUCUUAUUUGGGGGUGCAGGGGUGCACCUUAGAAUUUUGUGCCUACAGACACCUGAUUUCUAAAUUCAGCCCCUGAGAGACACAAGGGCUCAGGACAGACACGCAAAGUGUGAGGGUGUAAGAAGAGACCGGAUAUGUAUACAAAGAAGUUAGGGGUUAUGGAGGUGUGGUAGGGCAGGUGGUACACACAAGAGGGGGAGGGGUGCAGAGAUAAAACCUGGGGGGAGCAACACAAAUAUUUUUACAAUUCUUUAGGGAGGAUACCAACAUAAAAUCCCAGCCGCCUCAAGGCGACAGACACACUAUGUACAGUUCUAAUGUCAUGUCUCUAGUUCACCGGCUGAUCGAUAGUACACAAAUCUCAUCAUGCUCAGACCUGCACACAGACACAGUGAUAUGAAUUUACAAUGUGAGAUUGUGAAACUUGUCUGGUCCUACUUUCCAACGUUUGAGCAAUAUGUAUUUUUAUAUAUGUGGUUUGAGGGAGGAAUGUAAAGGAAAACAACAGAAAACAUAAAUAUAUUUUUUGUAUUCUAUAUUGUGCUCUGCGCACUGUAAAUUAGUAGGUAAUCGGGCAGCAUCAAGUUCUCCUUUUGGAGCCGAAAUAUCAUUGUAUAACUGGAAAAGUCAACAACACUGUCUCUGUUUGUAUAAUCCACAGUCACGUGUCCACGCCUUACAUUGGUGACGUGGCAGUCCUAACAUUCAACUUUUGUGGUUUCACUUGACCUUGUUUACGUCUGAAAGGAAAAUCAUAAUAGCAACAGUAGUGAAGAUGUACGGAAGAACACAAACACGCGCCUUCUGUUGUUGUGUAACUGAGCUCAGGGUUUCAGACAAGACUAGUUGCUCGUGGAGCUUAAAGAUUGAUGCAAGUCAUGCUGGACUCUUGAAUCAUGCAUCUUAGAACAAAACUCAGGCCUGAGAGAUAGUAACACAGAAACGCUACUGAACUUGCCUGAUCAGUCUGUUGUGACAGAUGUAAAAAAAUGAUAAUUGCCCUGAAUAAGCAAAAGUGCAUGCAGUGCUGACAGGCAAAGUAGAGAUUACUAUACAUUGUUUGUAAACAAUAUUGGCACUUACACAGACAUCAAUAAGGACCAAUGAGGACCAAGCGUCAUUAGUUGACAGUUACUGUACUAAGUUACUGAGACUCAAAUCAAAAUGAUCGCUUUCCAGGAUUUUAAAGCUGCUUCGUCACCUUUGAAGAUCAUUGCAUACUUUGCAAAGAUCCUUGAAAGUGUAAUGGUAACCUUGUGUAAUGGUAUCCGCUCAUUCAUGCGCUGUCCGCUCCACUGCGGAUCAUUUUGUCGUCAAUUUUGACAAUGAACUUUGCCACAUUUUGAUGCUGGAUGCCACCACAUGGCAUUCAUUUAUCAGUGGUGGAUCAAGACUUAGCCAGGCAAAACUCAAUCCUGAGCCCUCCAUUAACACCCACAGUGGAAAAUAAAAAUCAAGCUUGCAUUGUGUGUGUAGAAGGAGCUGUUGUUAAAUUGAGGGCGGGCUUGCAGUGCUGGAUACAGAGAUAGUCUCUAUAUUCAUCGUUCAGAGGCUUGCAGUGUCGUUGCUCCAUGUGCCUCUGUGUUGUGAGCUCUCUGACUGUAGUUAUGGCAUAAUUGCAAACAAAAUUUGCAAAAAACACAUUUAAUUUGCCGUUAUGGUAAUCAUUAUACAAUUGCUGGAUGUGGUUGUAUAACCCGGCAGUUGUGUACACACAGGGCCAGAUUAACAUAGGGGCUGAUGGAGCUGCAGCUCCAGGCCCAUGCCCGUGCCCAUGGAAUAGGCCCAUUGAUUUAAAAAUAAAAUAAAAUUUUUAACCAGGACACAAGCACCCCUUACACACACAAAGCACCCCUCACACGUGCACAGGUGCCAUACACAGAGACAGAGCACCCUUCACACACACACACACACACACACAGCACCUCUGACACACAUACACAGCCCCUCACACACACAAACACAGCAUCCCUCACACACACAGCACCUGUCACACACUGCACCCCUCACACACACACAGCACCUCUCUCACACACAGCACCCCUGACACAAAGCGCCCUUUAUGCACACACACAGCACCCCAUUACACAAACACACAGCACCCCUGACACACACAGUACCUCUGACACACAUACACAGCACCCCUCAUACACACUCAGCACCCCUCACACACACACUCAGCACCCCUGACACAAAGCGCCACUCACACACACAGCACGCCUCACACGUACACAGCACCUCUCAGACACAGUCAUAUAGUACCUCUAAUACACAUACCCAACACCCAUCACAUACUCAGCACCCCUCACACACUCAGCACCCCUCACACACACACACAGCACCCCUCACACACACACACACACUGCACCAUGCACACCACACACACACACAGCACCCCUACACACAAACACAUACACUGCACCCCUCACUGCAGUGUGUGUUCAGCUGUCUGGGUGUAUUCAGCGGUCUCUGUGUGUGUAUUCAGCAGUGCGUGUAUGUAUUCAGCAGUCUGUCUGUGUGUACUCAGCCAUCUGUCUCUGUGUGUAUUAUGGUACACACAAUUUCUGAUCUUUUUAAAGAGCAGAAAAUUCUAGAUAUAUAUAUGGGCUAGAAGAACUCCUCCCACAUGUAUAGAUUUGGGAAAAACAAACCUAUGUGAAGGAACACUCUAGCAAUAGGAGUCAAAAAGUAUUUCUAACAAGAGUGUCUCCCUGAAGUUGCCAUGCCAUUAAGUUGUGUGUGGAAUAGGUAUGCAGUGUGUGUAGGGAAAACAGUGUGGUGUGGGAUAGGGAUGUAGUGUGUGUGUGUAGGGGAUGUAGUGUGUAGGUUAUGUAAUGUGUGUGUGUGUAAAGGGGGUGUAGUGUGUAUGUGUGUAGGAAACAGUGUGUGUAUAGGGGAUGUAGUGUGUAUGUGUUUAGGGCAGGGCUCGACAAAUCCCAGGCGCUAGGUCGCCAUGGCGACUAAAAAUGUUGCCCUGGCACUUGGGAUGCUGCUGCCCUGAGGAGUUUGGAGGUGGGCGGCCGCCCGCGGGAGCAUGGAGGCGGGCGACCGCCCUGAGCAGCAUAGAGGAGGCGGUCGCCAGCGGGAGCAUUGUGGCCGGCGCGUGAGGGAGCAGUACUCUGCCUGCAGCUACUCUCUGGAGCAGAGAGGAGCUACAGGCAGAGUACUCCUCCCUUGCACACAGGAAGAGUGCAGCCCCACUGGACCCCAGGAAAGACCCUCUCAGCUCUUCCAAAGGCAGGGAGGCUGAGUGGGUUUCAAUUAAAACAAAAAUGUGUGUGUGAGAGAGCGAGCCAGUCAGAGUGUGUGUGUGUGUGUGUGAGUGUGAGAGAGCCUAUCAGAGUGUGUGUGUGUGUGUGAGAGAGAGAGAGCCUGUCAGAGUGUUUGUGUGUGUGUGAGAGAGAUAGAGCCUGUCAGAGUGUGUGUGAGAGAGAGAGAGCCUGUCAGUGUGUGUGUGUGUGUGUGAGAGAGAGCCUGCCAGAGUGUGUGUGUGAGAGAGAGAGAGAGCCUGUCAGAGUGAGAGGAGGAGCCUGUCAGAGUGUGUGUGUGUGUGUGUGUGUGUGUGAGAGGAGAAGCUGUCAGAGUGUGUGUGUGAGAAGGCGCCUGUCAGAGUGUGUGUGUGUGAGAGAAACCUGUCAGAGUGUGUGUGUGUGAGAGGCCUGUCAGAGUGUGUGUGAGAGAGAGCCUGUCCAGGUGUUUGUGUGUGUGAGAGAGCCUGUCCAGGUGUGUGUGAGAGAGAGAGCCUGUCAGGUGUGUGUGUGUGUGUGUGUGAGAGAGAGCCUGUCAGAGUGUGUGUGUGAGGAGAGCCUGUCAGGUGUGUGUGUGUGAGAGAGAGAGCCUGUCAGGUGUUUGUGUGUGUGGAGAGGGUAGAGCCUGGAGGUGUGUGUGAGAGAGAGAGGCCUGUCAGAGUGUGUGUGUGUGUGUGUGUGUGUGAGAGAGAGCCUGUCGCCUGUCAGAGUGUGUGUGAGAGAGAGAAAGCCUGUCAGAGUGUGUGUGAGAGAGAGAAAGCCUGUCAGAGUGUGUGUGAGAGAGAGAGAGCCUGUCAGAGUGUGUGUGAGAGAGAGAGAGCCUGUCAGAGUGUGUGUGUGUGUAUGUGUGUGAGAGAGAGAGCCUGUCAGAGUGUGUGUGUGUGAGAGAAAGCCUGUCAGAGUGUGUGUGUGUGAGAGAAAGCCUGUCAGAGUGUGUGUGUGUGUGUGUGUAUGUGAGAACCUGUCAGUGUGUGUAAGCCUGUCAGAGUGUGUGUGUGAGAACCUGUCAUUGUGUGUGUAAGCCUGUCAGAGUAUGUGUGUGAGAACCUGUCAGUGUCUGUAUGUAUGUGUGCGCCUGUAUGUUUGUGCAAGCAUGUCAGAGUGUGUGCGUGUGUGUGAACGCCUAUAUGUGCGUGUGUGUGAACGCCUCUCAGAGUGUGUGCGUGCAAGCCUGUUGUCAGCGUAAGACUGUGUGUGAGCCUGUCAAGAGACUGUGUGUGUGCACGCACGUCAAGAGUGUGUUGGUGUGCGCGUGCACGCCUGUCAAGAGUGUGUGUGUGUGUGUGUGUCUGUCAAGAGUUUGUGCAUGCAAGCUUGUUGUCAGCGUGAGUGUGUGUGCGUUUAGGUACCUGCCCCCUUCGAUUGUUUUUACUCACCUUUUUCCCCCCAGUUUCUCACGCCGUGCCAGUUUCCCCAUGGAUGAGAUGAUCAAUCUUUAUGAUCUCAGCUAAGCCAAUGCUUUCCCUUAGGAAAGCAUUGGUAGGAUUUUGUGCAUGGGCAGCAAAUGUACCAAUCCGCAUCUCCUCAUAUAGAUGCAUUAAAUUAAUGAAUCUCUACGAGGAACAUUCAGCACCUCCAUGCAGAGCUUGGAGAUACUGAACGUGGGUGCUGCUCUCUAGUGACCGUCUGAGUGACUGUUACUAGAGGUGUUACUAAGCAGCAAUGUAAAUUCUGCCUUUUUACUGGCAGUGUUUACACUAAAAUGCCUGCAGGGACAGGCUAAAGACACCAGAACAACUACAUUAAGCUGUAGUGGUUCUGGUGACUAUAGUGUCCCUUUAAGAAUUGCAUUUUCUCGUUGAAAAUGACUGGCUCCUAACUUGUUUAGCUGGCUCCUAGAUUGCAAAAAAUUUGUCAAGCUCUGGUUUAGGGAACAUAGUGUGUGUGUGUAUAGGCAAUGUAGUGUGUGUGGCUGUAAGUUACGUAGUGUGUAUGUAUAGGGAGCAUAGUGUGUCUGUACGUUUUGUAGUGUUUGUGAGUUAUCUAGUGUGUAUGUGUUUAGAGAACAGUGUGUUUAUAGGGGAUGUUGUGUGUGAGUAGAUUAUGUAGUGUGUGUGUGUGUGGGUGUGAGUAGAUUAUGUAGUGUGUGUGUGUAGGUAACACAGUAAGGGUGGGAAAGUGAUGAUUUGUGGGUAGGAGGGAGGGACAUUAGGCUUUAAAUAAGGAGGUGGGAGAGCAGUUUUGUUUUCUUAAAUUAAUUCAUGUUGGUUCCCCCCCUUUGGCCCCCCUCCCUCUUGCAUACCUUUGGGCAGGGAUGGGGGAAUACUGAUACCUGGUGGUCCAGCGGUCUUUGCCAGAUCUUGAAUUUCUGCACCUUGGAGAACAGGAGCCCUCCUCUCGCGAGCUCUGCGUUGAUAGUAUGAGAGCGUUGCCGUGGUAACACAGCGGCAACACUCCGAAUGCUGAGCUCGCGAGAGGAGUGCAUAAUCAAAGCGGUCAGCCGGGGCGCAAUCUUUCAUCCACCAGGGCGCUCUGAGGUAGGGCAGGACCUGGUUGUGUGACCUAUGUCGGUUGCCCGGCGCCCCUGUUGGCAUGGCGCCCUGUGCGGCCUCACAGCUUGCACACCCCUAAGGCCAGCCCUGAUGUUCUAUUGUAUAGACAUAACUCUCUGACGGAAGCACAUCUGCACAAGGUCUUUCUAUAUUUGUACUUGUACGGACAGUGUCACCACUGAUACCCAACUCACCUAAAAGGGAUAAAAAUGUACCUGCCUGAUAUUGAUGCUGUGCUGCGAAUGUAUCUAUUGCACACCAAUGAUGCAUGGUACUGUUGGUCUACUCAAUAAAGAGAGAACUGCAGGGAAUUGAGAUGGGAAUUUUAAACUUUAGGUCGAAAUAGUGCAGCUGAAUGGGAGAAUUUUUCCAACUCUGCUACUUUGGCCUUAAGUUUAAAAUUACCGUCUUAAUUCCCUGUAAUUCUCUUUAUUGAGUAGACCCUGUUGGCCAGACGGGACGGGGCUUUGUGGCAGUGGGUGUGGUAAAUGUUCAAGUUAGUAAUUGAUAGCUGUGCUGCAAAGUAUCCCAGAAUUUUAUUUUCAAAUGUUGGAAACUAUGAAUUACGUUUGACACACAUUGACAAAUACAGACAUACAGUCACAAUGUGUAUCUGACAGUGGGUGUCCUUGUGUGUGAAUGUGUGUUUCUCUGAGCAACCCUGUGUCCCUGUGAGCUGCUUGUUGUAUGUUGUGUUUGUUGGUGGCUGCUUGUUGUCUUUGUGCGUUCUGUUUAUGAAGAAGCUGUGUGUGCAUGAUGACUGUCUUCAGGGGGGUAACUGUUUGGGGAGUGUAAGUGUGAUAGAGUGAGGGAAGUUGAGUGUGAUUGGAUUAGGGGUGAAUGUAACAAUAUUACAGGGGUUAAAGUGACAGUGUGAGUGUGUCAGGGUUGUGGGGUGAGUGUGAGUGUGACAGUGUUGUGGAUGAGUGUGGCACUGUUUGUAGAGGUGACACUGAGAACAGUGGUGAGUGUGACAAGAAAUGAGGGUUAGUGUAACAAAGUGAGUGUGGCAUGGUUGGGGGUGUGAGUGUGAUAUAAUUAAUGGGGUUGCUUGACAGGGUGAGUGUGGCAGGGCUGGGUGUGAGUGUGGCACUGUUUGAAGAGGGAGUGUGACAGGGUGAGGGGAGGUGAGUAUGUCAGAAUUAAGGGGGGUUAAUGUAACAAGGUGGUAUGGUUGGGGAUAAUAAGUGUCAGACUUGUAGUGGUUAAUGUGAGUGAGUGUGGUAUCAUUUGAGGAUGAGAGUGAGGCAAAGCAAGAGGGGUGAGUGUGACCGGAUUGGGUGUUUGACAGGAGAGGCGUUAAUGGGAUAGGGUGAGUGUGGCAUGGUUGGAGGAGGGAGUGUGACAGAGUGAGGUGAGUGUGACAGGAGUAGGGAGGGUUAAUGUAACAAUGUUAGUGUGACAGGACAGGAGGGAUUAAGGUCAUAGAGUGAGUGUGGCAGAGCAAGGGUAGGUGGUUGUGGCAUGGUUGAACAGGGUGAGUGUGAGUGAAGGCUGUGUUUCAGUGACCUGCCUCCCCACACUUUAAUACCUUCUUUUUUGCAGCAGCAGCAGCAGCAAUCUAUUCCCUGGUGGUCCAGUUGUCUCUCUGGUGGUCCAGUGGCUAGCUCUCCGAUGUGCAGCUGCUCAAGGUGCAGAGUUGCAAACCAUGAGGCAAACAAAUACUACAUGAUCCGCAAAUCUGUAGACCGUAGGUGCUGUACUGUCUCUCCCGCUGGGCAGAUGGUGUGGAGGCCACGAGGCCUUAGGCAGCCACCUAAUUAGAGAGCCACCCGGGUCAUUUAUUAUAGGAUACCCUUGAGUCAAAAUAAUGAAAAGGCAGUGUAAACAUUGAAAAGGGUGCAGAAACAGGCUAUAGACACCAGAAGAACUACAUUAAGCUGUAGUGGUACUGAUGACUACAGUGUCCCUUUGAGAAUUGUAUUUUUGGCAUUGGAAAAACCUGGCUCCUAACCUUUUUAGCUGGCUCCUAGAUUCCAAGCAAAUUUGUCAAGCUCUGAUAUAUAAAAACUUCAUUUAAUGGUCCGGGGCUAAGAGUAACUGGGUCAUAUUAAGGUUUAAUAAACAUUUCAUUUAGUAACACUAUUGAGGAUUGUCAAUGCUUUACAUGUAUGUAACUUCCGGCACAAUGCUCUAUAUAAUGAUUAUUAUAUGCCCCCUGGAUGUUAUGACCACUAUCGUUGGAUGUGUGACAUUAUAUAAUAUAAAACUACUUUCUUACGGGCUCCAAAUUCCAGCAUAGUAUUGGUCAGUGCUAUAAAUGUUAUAUUUAUUGUAUUGAAUCUAACUUAUUCUCUGUAUCAAGAACAUGUUGAAAAGAGAUUUUUGUAUACAGUUUUGAAGGUUUCACUGGCUCGUGCAUUGAAUUAGGCACUGGCUCGGUCACCUCUCUUCCAGCUGUUUUCCCCAAAUGCCAAAAGCUCUUGGCUCAGUCUACUAAUAAUUGCUUGUGGUGUAAAUCCAGGGACUACUGCCAGUUUCUGUCUCGCUUGACUGAACGCGAGAAGCAGAGUUUACUAAUUCACCAUGAGCCCCAUUGUCUGGGCUCCAGUCUGUGUGUUUAUUUAUUUCAGCAAGUAGUGUAUUGACUCAGGCUGAGCAUGGACGGCCUGCAUUGUUUAACUCUGCCUCAACCUUAUGUAAACCCCAAAAGAUUUUCAAAACAAGAAGUAACUGGGAAUGGGGACCUAAGAACCCAGGAGCUGCCAUACGUUUUGAACUUAUUUACUAAGUGGUGCUAAAUCUGGGCGCAUGUUAGAGGAAAUGAGUACCAGAAUUUAAAGAACGUUGUUUUUAUCAAAUAUACAGAUUGAGACGCAUAACUACCAGAUUAAAACCAGUAAUUCUCAGUAACAUAAAUAGGGUUCUGGACAUAGAAACCAAUCUUCAGGUGGAGUGUAAGUCUAAUUCUAAUACCGUAACCCUAAUUUAAGUAACCCUAAAUUAAUUAAUCCUCUACCCAUAAAUCCCUUAAACAUUAAAAUCCUCAUAAUAUCACUGACCAUAACCUUAAAACACGAAACCCCUACACUAAAAUCACUAAUCCUAACUUUUAACUUACUAGACUCACUAAUCCUAACUUUUAAUUUACUGGUACUAAUCCAAAAUCCUUACCCAAACCAAAGCUUUCAAAUUAGAAGCCUCCAUACUUUGAUUGAAAGUCAAAUGUAGAAAUAUACAAAAAACUCAAAGCUAAAUACCCACUCCCUCACUCAUUGCUUAUGAUUUUACAUUGGCCGUCCAGGUACCUGUUUGACAUUGUGCACACUGGGCGAGGGCACACCAUGAAAGUCCACAUAUCUUUGAAAAAGCUCCUUCAGUGCUGUCUGUGUAGGAGCCAAAUUCACAGCCUUGUGUACAUGUAUUUACAUGGUCUGUAUCUCCAUUGAACAAUUCAGAACUAAAUUUAGUAGAAAAGGGCAUACUUACUCUUUUCUUUAACCCAGUGCAGAGAAUAUUUUCUAGUUUUUGUUAUUGUCAGUUAUACCCCUCUUCAUCUCCUCAGAGAGAGUAAUACAUAUGUACCCCUUCCUCCAGACUACAUCUACCUUUGUAAGUAAAGCUGUAUGGCUACAUUCUGACAACCAUAAAGGAGGAAAAAAGGAUUGAGGAUGCUGAGUUCAAUGAGUAUAUUUCAGAUAUUUGUUGCAGACUACAAUAGUAUAGGUCUGCAUGGUACAACAUUGUGCAGAGUGUUAUGGGUCACUGACCAGCUUGUAUAUACUUAUUAUGAGCACACCUACCACCCUGAGUACACAUACCAUUCAGUGGUGCACCUAAGAACACCUACAACCAUAAGAUCAUUAAAGGGUUACUCAAAACCACAAUGACCACGUUUGCUUUUUGACGUGAUCAUGGUGAUGUGCUGUUUUUCUGUUUGAAACACUGCACAUCCAGAGUUAUUGGUAUUUGUGUGCCGGAGGCUAGUUGCACCCCCGGCACACGUGACUCAGGCUACCUAUUGUCAAUUCUGUGCUUUAAAUACGUCUGUCGUCAGUGCGCACUGGCAACAGACAUUUUCAGAGCAAGGGGAGGUUUUCUCUGCUCGCCGUCCCUUCUUCAGUUCCUCUCAGCCCUCCCUGCCUCCCUCUGUUGUAAAGAUGGUUUCUUUUUUUAAUUUUCUUUCUAUCAAAUAGUAGUCCAGCCAUGCCUAACCACUCGCCCUCCUUCCCCUUUAGAAAAGCAUUUGAGUGGACUGCGCGAGGGACAUGUGACGUUGAAUGGGUCAUGGAGAGGAGUGCCUGGAGCCUUGCCCACCCGACGAUGGAUUGCAG